AGUGAAUCCAAUAUCGGGGCUGGAGUCAACCAUCUAUUCUUCAUUGUAUUGAUUUUUGUUACCAUUCAGCACAGGUUCCAUUUGUGAAGUUGUUCUCCACAGAAGAGCUAGUUGGCUCGCUAACUAAUGUUGCCGGUUAGAGUUUGGAAAGCCGUUUGGCAUCUGUUUUCACGUUGUCCAGGACUGCGCUUCCGCCAUAUUGAAGCGGUUCACUAGCAGCAAGUUGUGACUGACUGGCCAGGACUGAACUGAGAAGAGAUCGGACUAGACAGACUCUAGAUAGAGUUGGGGGGGCUGCUAGCGCGCUGGUGACGCAGGAAAAACACCCAAGAGCUGACAAAAAUUACAAGGAACCAGAUUAUUCUAAAUGACAGUUGAACUUCAUAAGAAAUAGCAAGAUAUAGGGCACAUUUAUGUAAUAAACAACGACACACUCGUCAAGGCUGGAGUAGCUCGUGAAUAGAGGAGAAGUCCGAUCAAAUUCCAGGUAAGUGGUUAUAGCAACUAGCUUGCACUGUUAACAUUUGCGUCAGCUGGUGGAUGCAGGUAUGGCAGCUGAUUUGGUAACUAACGUUAGCUAGCUCUAACGUUAUUUAUUUUGUUAGAAAUGUAUUGGACUGAAAUACGUUGAUACGCGUCGUCAAUCAUUAAAUAAUUUAACUUGGAUUGGGAAUGUUAGCUAGCUAGGUACUAGUUCUGCCAGAAUAGAUUAGGUAGCUAACGCUAGCUAAUGUAGUUAGCUAACGUUACUGUACGUUAGUUAAGUUUGCCAAGUUACUGUCUGACUCACCCACUGACAGAGGGGGGAGCAGGUCAAUGUGGAGUUGGCUAGCUAAACUAAUAGUUAGUUAGUUAGCUAGCUCGUGAACAUUAACGUUUUUGAAAGCCGGGUCGAUAUCAGCCAACUAGUAAUUUUAGCUUGCUAGCUAACUAGUUGACGUUUAAAUUAGCUGUCGAGGUCUUUAGCUAAGUAACGUAAUGAAAGGCGGUUCCCCACCCCUGAACCCGAUGUCUGAGUUGUUGUUUUAAUAGGGGUUCAAUCCAGAAAUGUUGCGCCGUGACAUAGUUAGUUAAACGUAUCUACAGUAAACUAGUCAAUAUUGGCUAGAUGAACUGUAAGGUUAGCUAGCACCACAAUAAAAUAUCUGACUAGUAUGGACGUGGUUGCGCGGCCUGCUCCUUAACUACAGUUAGCUAGCUAACGUUAGCGCAUUGUCUGCAGAAAUGCAAAUGUUUCAAAACGACGAAUUCGUGGUAUGUGUCUCUAAAUGUUGCCAGAUAACUAGCAACCUACUACAACUACCCUAACGAACUUGUAUCAACGGUUACAUGAGCAGAUCAGUCAAAGGCCUGGAAAACAGCGCUUGGAAACUAGGCCUUCAAGUGACGGAUCGCACUGCGAAAUCAAGCUUAAAACGGUUGUUGUUAGCUAGCUAUUUUUCAAAUUGAGAUGGCUAGCUGUUUUUACAAAAGUCGAUUGUCUUGAUAUUUCGAAGUGUAAUGAAAUGCCAUUUCUGAUUUUGUUAUACGAUCUUUCUUUCCUUGAUGAUGAAUGCAAGCAGAUCACACAGCCAACCUAACGUCACGUUAGCGAAGUACAACUGUAGCUAGCUAUCUAGUUAAGUUGACAGAUACACCCGUGUUGGAUGUCUUUUAUUUAGCUAGCGAAGAUGGAGCUGCAUAAUCAUGGACCUGUUUGGUGGACUGUAAUAUUAUAUUGAUUUAUUUUUCAUAACUUGUAAACGAAUGCGUAAUCUAUUACCUAUCAAUUACUUGCUAACAACAUCCUUGCAUAAUGCUAACUAACGGUAGUCAGUGACUGUUUUCAUAGUGAUCUUAUCAGAAUGAUGGAAGAAAUAUAAAUAGCUAGAUCAAUGGCAUAUAUAUAGUUGUCACCUCCAAUGUCGUCAUGGACAUAGCUUAUUUCUGAGUCUGAUUUAGGACUCGACUCUCAGGUUUGGCCAAUACUGUUUUGUGGCCCCUGUCAUUAGGGAUACAGCUAUAGUUAAAGGCCCAUUUCACAUGACAUAGCCAGCCAGUGAUGUUUAAAGGGCUAGCUAGCCCGACAGGCCGCAACAAUAUUUAUGUGUUAUUAGCUAGUUGUCCUGUUAGACUGAAGGAUGUUGAACAGAGGAUGACCUCCCAUGUCUCUCAAUGCCAUUCAGUAUGGAUUCAUUUUCAAUUCUCAGUUACUGAUGAGAAUGAAUGAUCACUGACUGACUGGUGUUUUCUUUGUGCAGUAUGCUGUUGCUUAAUCAGCAGUGGCUAAAUGCAUUCAUCACUUAUGGGAAUCCAACUGUAGCCUACUUAAUAGUGUGGUUUUGAGCUGGGCUCUCUAGGGAUUGUCUUGCAGUAGAAGCAUUUUAAUGGCGUGUUUGUGAUGCCAGUGGCCACCUGCUAAGGACAGGAAAUGUAUGUUUCAGUACCUCAAUUUGUUUCCUUACUGAAUGGUCCACUAGCAGAUGGAUACAAAUGUGAGCAUAGUGCUGCAGAUAAUUUAGACCUACUACUACCACACUCGGGCAUCCCCUGAAGAUGACAUAUCGGCAGAAUCACUAUUGUUUUUUUUUUAGGGUUGCGCCUAAUCUCUGUCUGAUCAGAUUGUGUUUUGCAGGGCUUGAGUCUGGAUUUAGUUUUCUGUUGAAUCAUCAUGUUACUGAUGUCCUCUCUGGAAUGAUAACACUGUUCUCAAUCUUUUUUUUUGUUUGAACCAGUAUCUCAUUAUAGCUACCUAACAUCAAAGAAUACAGCAGCCAGGUGUUGGUCAGAGAACACGCACGGACGCAAGCACACAGCCUACCAGACAGCACAGCUGCUGUGGUUUCUUUAAUGACAAACUUAGUCACAGUCAGUCCAUUGCCAGACCCAACCAUUUAAAUAUGUCGCUGAAUACAUCAAGGCCUAUGAAGGAAAUAUGAUGUGUAGGGAAUAUAUGAUCAAACCCUCUUGUUCCAAACUGGGGUGGAUUGGAUUUCCAGUCAUAUUGUCUAUCUCUGCCAGGCAAGACUGGUGUCGUCCCUACAGCCAACUGACUGCAGCCACAUAUGUGUUCAGGAGGAUGCAGCAUACUGAACUUUGCAGAUAGAAAUGCCAUGAAUAGAUCAUCAGACACAAUUCUCUACUCGUCAUGUCAGAGAGAGGCAUGUCUAUCUAUUGUACUCAAUAUAUUUAUAUCGGAGUGUUGUUCCAGACUGAACGCAGCCCAGGCUUUCAGGUGGGUGGAGAGAGUAAAUAAUACUCAUCCUUAUGGCUCAUGGCCUUAUGUGUCUUCUGGAGCUGCGGCUGGCCUUUGUUGGCUCAUACAAGCUCAGUGUGCAUGGUGUGGUUAUAAACCAGAUUGUACCUUCGAGCUGGAGGGAGAAUAUAAAUUAUGGUGUUGACUUUCUCAUAGACUUUAUAUGAAGUUGAGGCUUUGUGUUUCUGUAGGCUAGAUAUUGAAACUAUAUAUUUUGAUAAGAAAGAUGCUGCUGAUUUGGCAUUAAUUUUCAAGGAAGGUUAUUUUAAAUUGGGAAGUGGUUGAGCAGGUUUCCCAAAGACUGAGAGGGGAAAAAAGCAUACAUUUGUAUUUUCGCUGGUCUGGAACAGAAUCGUAAAGGAGAGUGAAAGCGAAAGGGAUGAGAAAUAUCUCUCCUGCUUCCUGGCCAAACGAUCCCAUGGUUACUUCAGGAAAUCCCCUCUUGUCUGAAACUGAGAAAGUUGUGUUGUCUUUGCUUUAUGGUGUUCAAAUACUAAAACACUGUGUGCCUCCACAACCUCUGUACAUGUCAAGAAUACGACUCAACUCUAAAUGGUGUAUGAUUCAUUUCCAAUUCCAGCAUAUGUGGUUUGUAGAAUAAUUGACAAGUUUCCAUCUGGUCAGGUGUUUAUCGUAGUAGGAAAAGCGAGCAGCAAGUACAGUAUGUCACAUUUCCAUCGUCACAUGAAAUCUUCAGUCUGCUCCCAAUUUUACCUAACAGUUUUCAUGAUAUCAGCUUCACCUGCUAUCAGCGUCAUGUGAUAGCACGGGGCGGCAGGUAGCUUAGUGGUUAAGAGCAUUGUGCCAGUAACCGAAAGGUCGCUGGUUCUAAUCCCCGAGCAGACUAGGUGAAAAAUCUGUCGAUGUGCCCAUGAGCAAGGCACUUAACCCUAAUUGCUCCUGUAAGUCGCUUUGGAUAAGAGCGUCUGCUAAAUGACUAAAAAUGUAAAUAUCAGCGUCAAGUGCUUAGGCCUAUUCUUUUGGUUUUCCUUCUGAUCUCAAUCGGAUGAAUAUUAGAUUGGGGAUUCAUCACUGAACAAUGGCUUUUGUUUCGUUUUGCUUGUUGUUGCCCAAUCUGAAACGGUAGGAGAGAUCUACAGUGGGGAAAAAAGUAUUUAGUCAGCCACCAAUUGUUUAAGUUCUCCCACUUAAAAAGAUGAGAGAGGCCUGUAAUUUUCAUCAUAGGUACACGUCAACUAUGACAGACAAAAUGAGAUUUCUUUUCUCCAGAAAAUCACAUUGUAGGAUUUUUUAUGAAUUUAUUUGCAAAUUAUGGUGGAAAAUAAGUAUUUGGUCACCUACAAACAAGCAAGAUUUCUGGCUCUCACAGACCUGUAACUUCUUCUUUAAGAGGCUCCUCUGUCCUCCACUUGUUACCUGUAUUAAUGGCACCUGUUUGAACUUACCUAUUUAAGUGGGAGAACUUGCACAAUUGGUGGCUGACUAAAUACUUUUUUCCCCCACUGUAUCUAGAUGGCCAAUGAUAUGGGAUACAUGAAUCACAUCCAUCCCAUAUGAUUUCCAUCCUUAACCCUUUUAGUCUUAUAAGCAAAUUACAAACUGUAAGAGUUUCCGUCUUGUGGCUUUUGGCCACUGUAAGCUGUUGAUUCCUAGAUCAGUGAUCAGUUUUCAUAACUGUGACCUUAAUUGCCUACCGUCUGUAAGCCGUUAGUGUCUUAACGACCGUUCCACAGGUGCAUGUUCAUUAAUUGUUUAUGGUUCAUUGAACAAGCAUGGGAAACAGUGUUUAAACCCUUUACAAUGAAGAUCUGUGAAGUUAUUUGGAUUUUUAAAUAACUUCACAGAUCUUCAUUUUAUAUAUAUAUAUAUAUAUAUAUAUAUACACACACCAGUCAAAAGUUGGGACACACCUACUCAUUCAAGGGUUUUUCUUUAUUUUUACUAUUUUCUACAUUGUAGAAUAAUAGUGAAGACAUCAAAACUAUGAAAUAACAUAUGGAAUCAUGUAGUAGCCAAAAAAGUGUUAAACAAAUCAAAAUAUAUUUUAUAUUUGAGAUUCUUCAAAGUAGCCACCCUUUGCCUUGAUGACAGCUUUGCACGCUCUUGGCAUUCUCUCAACCAGCUUCAUCUGGAAUGCUUUUCCAACAGUCUUGAAGGAGUUCCCACAUGCUGAGCACUUGUUGGCUGCUUUUCCUUCACUCUGCGGUCCGACUCAUCCCAAACCAUCUCAAUUGGGUUGAGGUCGGGUUAUCGUGGAGGCCAGGUCAUCUGAUGCAGCACUCCAUCACUCUCCUUCUUGGUCAAAUAGCCGUUACACAGCCUGGAGGUGUGUUUUGGGUCAUUGUCCUGUUGAAAAACAAAUGAUAGUCCCACUAAGCCCAAACCAGAUGGGAUGGCGUAUCACUGCAGAAUGCUGUGGUAGCCAUGCUGGUUAAGUGGGCCUUGAAUUAUAAAUAAAUCACAGACAGUGUCACCAGCAAAGCACCCCCACACCAUCACACCCCCUCCUCCAUGCUUCACGGUGGGAACCACAGAUUCGGAGAUCAUCCGUUCACCAACUCUGCGUCUCACAAAGACACGGCGGUUGGAACCAAAAAUCUCAAAUUUGGACUCCUCAGACCCAAGGACAAAUGUCUACCGGUCUAAUGUCCAUUGCUUGUGUUUCUUGGCCCAAGCAAGUCUCUUCUUAUUAUUGGUAUCCUUUAGAAGUGGUUUCUUUGCAGCAAUUUGACCAUGAAGGCCUGAUUCACGCAGUCUCCUCUGAACAGUUGAUGUUGAGAUGUGUCUGUUACUUGAACUCUGUGAAGUAUUUAUUUGGGCUGCAAUUUCAGAGGCUGGUAACUCUAAUGAACUUAUCCUCUGCAGCAGAGGUAACUCUGGGUCUUCCAUUCCUGUGGCGGUCCUCAUGAGAACCAGUUUCAUCAUAGCGCCUGAUGUUUUUUUGAGGCUGCACUUGAAGAAACUUGAAAAGUUCUUGACAUUUUCUAUAUUGGCUGACCUUCAUGUCUUAAAGUAAUGACAGACUGUCGUUUCCCUUAGCUUAUUUGAGCUGUUCUUGACAUAAUAUGGACUUGGUCUUUUAACAAAUAGGGCUAUCUUCUGUAUACCACCCCUACCUUGUCACAACACAACUGAUUGGCUCAAACGCAUUAAAUUAACUUUUAACAAGGCACACCUGUUAAUUGAAAUGCAUUCCAGGUGACUACCUUAGGAAGCUGGUUGAGAGAAUGCCAAGAGUUUGCAAAGCUGUCAUCAAGGCAAAGGGUGGCUACUUUGAAGAAUCUCAAAUAUAAACUAUAUUUGGAUUUGUUUAACACUUUUUUUGGUUACUACAUGAUUCCAUAUGUGUUAUUUCAUAGUUUUGAUGUCUUCACUAUUAUUCUACAAAGUAGAAAAUAGUAAAAAUAAAGAAAAACCCUGGAAUGAGUAGGUGUGUCCAAACUAUUCUAUUUUCUCCCCAAUUUCGUGAUAUCCAAUUGGUAGUUAGUCUUGUCCCAUCGCUGCAACUCCCGUACGGACUCGAGAGGUGAAGGUCGAGAGCCAUGCGUCCUCCGAAACACGACCCUGGGGACCAAAGUUAGCGUGCAUGGGCCCGGCCCGCCACAAGGAGUCGCUAUAGUGCGAUAGGACAUGGGCAUCCCGGCCAAACCUUCCCCUAACCUGGACCAAUUGUGCGCCGCCUCAUGGGUCUCCCGGUCGCGGCCGGCUUUGACGCAGCCUGGGAUCGAACCCGGGUCUGUAGUGAUGCCUCUAGCACUGCGAUGCGAUGCAGUGCCUUAGACCGCUGCCCACUCGGGAGGCCGUCAUGAGACAAUUGUUUCAAUGAGGAAAAUGUAGAGUUGAAGUUUGGUUCACUUUUUGAAUUGAAAUGGAAUUGACCCUAACCCUGGCAUUUCCUUAUACAAUAGAGGGCAUUUCCACUACUAGCCUUCAUUGUAUCUAUGCCGUACUAGCAGUCUGAGGUCGUCUAGGCCUCUUCCUCUCCAGUGUUAAUGUCAUGCUGUUUUAACUGGAGACGCUGCUGCCUACUCUCUCUAACUUUACUACAGCCCUUGGAAAGUGCUCGUUGGCAGCCUCACUGCUGAAUGAGAUAUUCUUUCCAUCUGUUGAGGAUUGAUAUCUUAAUAUAUUUUCCACUUUCUUACCGCUGUAUGUUGUUAGUAGCAAUAUCAUUGUAGUACAUUUAUUUAUUUUUAUUUUCACCUCUUGUCACAGACUUAAAAACAACCAAACAUUUGAUUGAUUCCAAUGCCUGCAUGAGUAGCUAUGGCUUGGUGUUAUACUAGAUUACACCGGCCCAGAAUGCUAGUGUAUGUCUUUCCUAUGACGUCUCGCAUAAGUGGUGCCAACAAGUGCUGAGUUUGCAGCCAAGUCAUAACGUGUUUCACUGAUGGUCAUGCUGACGACCUGGCCAGCCCAUGCGACGCUCUCAGCUGAUGUGAUGGGAAAUAAAAGACCCAGACUUGGCAGCAGCCAGCCAGAGAUGGUGUUUGCCUAACCGGUUCCUCUGCCUACCGUUACUCCUUAUCACGUCAGCGCUCGAAUGCUUAUCAGUCUUACCUCCGCACAUUGCCUCUACAAUACUGCUUUUUAACUGCACACACGGAACGCAAGGAAGUGUCUGGGGAAAAUACAAAAGAUUGUUCCCUUCCAUUGUUAAACGUCCCAAAGUGUCUUGACUGACAGUGUUUGUUAAGAAUUGAAGGCUUAUCUUUACCCCUACAACGUUAUAUAAUGUAAAUGCAUUAGUUCUAUUUCAAUGUACAGUGUCUACUUUAUUAUCAGACAGAGAGCCAGGCUCACCUGACAGAUGGUCACUGACAACACCAAGCAACCUAUUUGAUAACUCAUGAUGACUAUAAAAAGAAAUGUACCGUAUAUAACAAACACAGAACGUAGAAGUGAUCCAUUGAUUGAAUUUUCCUGCGUUAAAAUCUCUCCUAUCGCGUUCAUUCGUUUUUGUGAGUGGGGACCACCAUGCAGUAUUUUGAUGGUCUAUGACAACUAACCCAAUGAUACACCCUAACCCUGUCCUCUCCUCUCUCUUGUCCAGGUUAUGCAAUGGUCUCAGCGGCCUGUCCAGAUCUCCAGGUGGUUCUGUCCCGCUGCUCUCCUCCCUCUGCUCUGCCUCUGAGGCUGCUGAGGCGCCUCCUGUGAUUUCCCUCCUGGCCCAGUGCUCCCUAAGAGGCCAAGAUCUGCCCCGUGACGAGCAUGACAGCCACCACGCGUGGCUCUCCGGUGGGGGGCAACGACAGCCAGUCGGGCCAGGCGCCCGACGCCCAGGGGCAGAGUCCGAGCCAGAGCCAGCCCCCGCUGCCACAGAACCAGGUCAGGAACCUGUCUGUCUGGUCCGUCCGUCUGUCCCACCCUCUCAUCUCUGUCCUUCACCUCAACCUCAUGUGUUCACCAUGUUCUCUCUUCUAGUCCUCUUUCCUUUUUCUGUCUUUCUCUCUCCCCUCAUCCAGGGCUCCAGAAAAACAUUUUCCCCUGGUGGCACUGGUGCCACUAACUUUUUCACUUGGUUGCACCAGCCCAUGAUUUGUUAGCACACCCAAUUAUUUUUCUUUUCGCGGUGUCACACAAUAGAAUACAUUUGAGUCAUCUUAUACAGUAAUUCACAAUGCUUUAUUAAGAAGUGUAAUAGACUACCAAGAUGCUAUUCAAUAAAUAUGUUGUUACAUCUAACAUAUCCAAGCUGGAAUGCAUGAAUCAAAAUAUUUUUUAUAUGCAACCUAAUCAAGUGGUUGACAGGCUAUUUUUGUUAUAUUUUACUGUCAAAAUAGUGCUCCAGAAUUUCCAUAUACAAUGGGGAGAACAAGUAUUUGAUACACUGCCGAUUUUGCAGGUUUUCCUACUUACAAAGCAUGUAGAGGUCUGUAAUUUUUAUCAUAGGUACACUUCAACUGUGAGAGACGGAAUCUAAAACAAAAAUCCAGAAAAUCACAUUGUAUGAUUUUAAGUAAUUAAUUUGCAUUUUAUUGCAUGACAUAAGUAUUUGAUACAUCAGAAAAGCAGAACUUAAUAAUUGGUACAGAAACCUUUGUUUGCAAUUACAGAGAUCAUACGUUUCCUGUACGUCUUGACCAGGUUUGCGCACACUGCAGCAGGGAUUUUGGCCCACUCCUCCAUACAGACCUUCUCCAGAUCCUUCAGGUUUCGGGGCUGUCGCGGGGCAAUACAGACUUUCAGCUCCCUCCAAAGAUUUUCUAUUGGGUUCAGGUCUGGAGACUGGCUAGGCCACUCCAGGGCCUUGAGAUGCUUCUUACGGAGCCACUCCUUAGUUGCCCUGGCUGUGUGUUUCGGGUCGUUGUCAUGCUGGAAGACCCAGCCACGACCCAUCUUCAAUGCUCUUACUGAGGGAAGGAGGUUGUUGGCCAAGAUCUCGCAAUACAUUGCCCCAUCCAUCCUCCCCUCAAUACGGUGCAGUCGUCCUGUCCCCUUUGCAGAAAAGCAUCCCCAAAGAAUGAUGUUUCCACCUCCAUGCUUCACGGUUGGGAUGGUGUUCUUGGGGUUGUACUCAUCCUUCUUCUUCCUCCAAACACGGCGAGUGGAGUUUAGACCAAAAAGCUCUAUUUUUGUCUCAUCAGACCACAUGACCUUCUCCCAUUCCUCCUCUGGAUCAUCCAGAUGGUCAUUGGCAAACUUCAGACGGGCCUGGACAUGCGCUGGCUUGAGCAGGGGGACCUUGUGUGCGCUGCAGGAUUUUAAUCCAUGACGGCGUAGUGUGUUACUAAUGGUUUUCUUUGUGACUGUUGUCCCAGCUCUCUUCAGGUCAUUGACCAGGUCCUGCUCUGUAGUUCUGGGCUGAUCCCUCACCUUCCUCAUGAUCAUUGAUGCCCCACGAGGUGAGAUCUUGCAUGGAGCCCCAGACCGAGGGUGAUUGACCAUCAUCUUGAACUUCUUCCAUUUUCUAAUAAUUGCGCCAACAGUUGUUGCCUUCUCACCAAGCUGCUUGCCUAUUGUCCUGUAGCCCAUCCCAGUCUUAUGCAGGUCUACAAUUCUAUCCCUGAUGUCCUUACACAGCUCUCUGGUCUUGGCCAUUGUGGAGAGGUUGGAGUCUGUUUGAUUGAGUGUGUGGACAGGUGUCUUUUAUACAGGUAACGAGUUCAAACAGGUGCAGUUAAUACAGGUAAUGAGUGGAGAACAGGAGGGCUUCUUAAAGAAAAACUAACAGGUCUGUGAGAGCUGGAAUUCUUACUGGUUGGUAGGUGAUCAAAUACUUAUGUCAUGCAAUAAAAUGCAAAUUAAUUACUUAAAAAUCAUACAAUGUGAUUUUCUGGAUUUUUGUUUUAGAUUCCGUCUCUCACAGUUGAAGUGUACCUAUGAUAAAAAUUACAGACCUCUACAUGCUUUGUAAGUAGGAAAACCUGCAAAAUCGGCAGUGUAUCAAAUACUUGUUCUCCCCACUGUACAGUGGGGGAACAAAAUAUUUAGUCAGCCACCAAUUGUGCAAGUUCUCCCACUUAAAAAGAUGAGAGAGGCCUGUAAUUUUCAUCAUAGGUACAAGUCAACUAUAACAGACAAAAUGAUAAUUUUUUUUCCAGAAAAUCACAUUGGAGGAUUUUUAAUGAAUUUAUUUGCAAAUUAUGGUGGAAAAUAAGUAUUUGGUCAAUAACAAAAGUUUCUCAAUACUUUGUUAUAUACCCUUUGUUGGCAAUGACACAGGUCAAACGUUUUCUGUAAGUCUUCACAAGGUUUUCACACACUGUUGCUGGUAUUUUGGCCCAUUCCUCCAUGCAGAUCUCCUCUAGAGCAGUGAUGUUUUGGGGCUGUCGCUGGGCAACACAGACUUUCAACUCCCUCCAAAGAUUUUCUAUGGGGUUGAGAUCUGGAGACUGGCUAGGCCACUCCAGGACCUUGAAAUGCUUCUUACGAAGCCACUCCUUCGUUGCCUGGGCGGUGUGUUUGGGAUCAUUGUCAUGCUGAAAGACCCAGCCACGUUUCAUCUUCAAUGCCCUUGCUGAUGGUUUUCACUCAAAAUCUCACAAUACAUGGCCCCAUUCAUUCUUUCCUUUACACGGAUCAGAAAUCCUGGUCACUUUGCAGAAAAACAGCCCCAAAGCAUGAUGUUUCCACCCCCAUGCUUCACAGUAGGUAUGGUGUUCUUUGGAUGCAACUCAGCAUUCUUUGUCCUCCAAACACGACGAGUUGAGUUUUUACCAAAAAGUUCUAUUUUGGUUUCAUCUGACCAUAUGACAUUCUCCCAAUCCUCUUCUGGAUCAUCCAAAUGCACUCUAGCAAACUUCAGACGGGCCUGGACAUGUACUGGCUUAAGCAGGGGGACACGUCUGGCACUGCAGGAUUUGAGUCCCUGGCGGCGUAGUGUGUUACUGAUGGUAGGCUUUGUUACUUUGGUCCCAGCUCUCUGCAGGUCAUUCACUAGGUCCCCCCGUGUGGUUCUGGGAUUUUUGCUCACCGUUCUUGUGAUCAUUUUGACCCCACGGGGUGAGAUCUUGCGUGGAGCCCCAGAUCGAGGGAGAUUAUCAGUGGUUUUGUAUGUCUUCCAUUUCCUAAUAAUUGCUCCCACAGUUGAUUUCUUCAAACCAAGCUGCUUACCUAUUGCAGAUUCAGUCUUCCCAGCCUGGUGCAGGUCUACAAUUUUGUUUCCGUUGUCCUUUGACAGCUCUUUGGUCUUGGCCAUAGUGGAGUUUGGAGUGUGACUGUUUGAGGUUGUGGACAGGUGUCUUUUAUACUGAUAACAAGUUCAAACAGGUGCCAUUUAAUAAAGGUAACGAGUGGAGGACAGAGGAGCCUCUUAAAGAAGAAGUUACAGGUCUGUGAGAGGCAGAAAUCUUGCUUGUUUGUAGGUGACCAAAUACUUAUUUUCCACCAUAAUUUGCAAAUAAAUUCAUUAAAAAUCCUACAAUGUGAUUUUCUGGAUUUUUUUUUCUCAAUUUGUGUGUCAUAGUUGAUGUACCUAUGAUGAAAAUUACAGGCCUCUCUCAUCUUUUUAAGUGGGAGAACUUGCACAAUUGGUGGCUGACUAAAUACUUCCCCCCCCCCACUGUAUAUGUGUGUGUGUGUGUGUGUGUGUGUGUGUGUGUAUAUAUAUAUAUAUAUAUAUAUAUAUAUAUACACACACACACACACACACACACACACACACACACACACACACACAGUUGAUGUCGGAAGUUUACAUACACCUUAGCCAAAUACAUUUAAACUCAGUUUUUCACAAUUCCUGACAUUUAAUCCAAGUAAAAAUUCCCUGUCUUAGGUCAGUUAGGAUCACCACUUUAUUUUAAGAAUGUUAAAUUUCAGAAUAAUAGUAGAGUGAUUUAUUUCUUUCAUCACAUUCCCAGUGGGUCAGAAGUUUACAUACACUCAAUUAGUAUUUCUUAGCAUUGCCUUUAAAUUGUUUAACUUAGGUCAAACGUUUCGGGUAGCCUUCCACAAGCUUCCCACAAUAAAUUGGGUGAAUUUUGGCCCAUUCCUCCUGACAGAGCUGGUGUAACUGAGUCAGGUUUGUAGGCCUCCUUGCUCGCACACGCUUUUUCAGUUCAGCCCACAUAUUUUCUAUAGGAUUGAGGUCAGGGCUUUGUGAUGGCCACUCCAAUACCUUGACUUUGUUGUCCUUAAGCCAUUUUGCCACAACUUUGGAAGUAUGCUUGGUGUCAUUGUCCAUUUGGAAGACCCAUUUGCGACUAAGCUUUAACUUCCUGACUGAUGUCUUGAGAUGUUGCUUCAAUAUAUCCAUAUAAUUUUCCUUCCUCAUGAUGCCAUCUAUUUUGUGAAGUGCACCUGUCCCUCCUGCAGCAAGGCACCCCCACAGCAUGAUGCUGCCACCCCCGUGCUUCACGGUUGGGAUGGUGUUCUGAGUGGCGCAGUGGUCUAAGGCACUGCAUCGCAGUGCUAACUGUGCCACUAGAGAUCCUGGUUCGAAUCCAGGCUCUGUCGCAGCCGGCCGCGACCGGGAGACUCAUGGGUGGCGCACAAUUGGCCCAGCGUCGUCCAGGGUAGGGGAGGGAAUGGCCGGCAGGGAUGUAGCUCAGUUGAUAGAGCAUGGCGUUUGCAACGCCAGGGUUGUGGGUUCAUUUCCCACGGGGGGCCAGUAUAAAAAAAUAUGUAUUCACUAACUGUAAGUCGCUCUGGAUAAGAGCGUCUGCUAAAUGACUAAAAUGUAAAUGUAAAUGUGUUAUUCGGCUUGCAAGCUACCCCCUUUUUCCUCCAAACAUAACGAUGGUCAUUAUGGCCAAACAGUUCUAUUUUUGUUUCAUCAGACCAGAGGACAUUUCUCCAAAAAGUACGAUCUUUCACUCUAGUGGUAGCAUGAGAUGGAGUCUACAACCCACACAAGUGGCUCAGGUAGUGCAGCUCAUCCAGGAUGGCACAUCAAUGUGAGCUGUGGCAAGAAGGUUUGCUGUGUCUGUCAGCAUAGUGUCCAGAGCAUGGAGGCGCUACCAGGAGACAGGCCAGUACAUCAGGAGACGUGGAGGAGGCCGUAGGAGGGCAACAACCCAGCAGCAGAACUGCUACCUCCGCCUUUGUGCAAGGAGGAGCAGGAGGAGCACUGCCAGAGCCCUGCAAAAUGACCUCCAGCAGGCCACAAAUGUGCAUGUGUCUGCUCAAACGGUCAGAAACAGACUCCAUGAGGGUGGUAUGAGGGCCCGACGUCCACAGGUGGGGGUUGUGCUUCCAGCCCAACACCGUGCAGGACGUUUGGCAUUUGCCAGAGAACACCAAGAUUGGCAAAUUCGCCACUGGCGCCCUGUGCUCUUCACAGAUGAAAGCAGGUUCACACUGAGCACAUGUGACAGACGUGACAGAGUCUGGAGAUGCCGUGGAGAACGUUCUGCUGCCUGCAACAUCCUCCAGCAUGACCGGUUUGGCGGUGGGUCAGUCAUGGUGUGGGGUGGCAUUUCUUUGGGGGGCCGCACAGCCCUCCAUGUGCUCGCCAGAGGUAGCCUGACUGCCAUUAGGUACCGAGAUGAGAUCCUCAGACCCCUUGUGAGACCAUAUGCUGGUGCGGUUGGCCCUGGGUUCCUCCUAAUGCAAGACAAUGCUAGACCUUAUGUGGCUGGGGUGUGUCAGCAGUUCCUGCAAGAGGAAGGCAUUGAUGCUAUGGACUGGCCCGCCCGUUUCCCAGACCUGAAUCCAAUUGAGCACAUCUGGGACAUCAUGUCUCGCUCCAUCCACCAACGCCACGUUGCACCACCGACUGUCCAGGAGUUGGCGGAUGCUUUAGUCCAGGUCUGGGAGGAGAUCCCUCAGGAGACCAUCCGCCACCUCAUCAGGAGCAUGCCCAGGCAUUGUAGGGAGGUCAUACAGGCAUGUGGAGGCCACACACACUACUGAGCCUAAUUUUGACUUGUUUUAAGGACAUUACAUCAAAGUUGGAUCAGCCUGUAGUGUGGUUUUCCACUUUAAUUUUGAGGGUGACUCCAAAUCCAGACCUCCAUGGGUUGAUACAUUUGAUUUCCAUUGAUAAUUUUUGUGUGAUUUUGUUGUCAGCACAUUCAACUAUGUAAAGAAAAAAGUAUUUAAUAAGAUUAUUUAAUUCAUUCAGAUCUAGGAUGUGUUAUUUUAGUGUUCCCUUAAUUUUUUUGAGCAGUGUAUGUGUGUGUAUGUAUGUAUAUAUAUAUAUAUAUAUAUAUAUAUAUAUAUAUAUAUAUAUAUAUAUAUAUAUAUAUAUAUAUAUAUAUAUAUAUAUAUAUAUAUAUUAUUAUUAUUUUUAUUUUAUUUUCAAUAGAGAUGAAUUUGCCUUAAUCUUUAGUUGUGCUAAUAUUAUGUAUAGGGCUAAUUCAAUUGGUGCUAAUUCACCAUCUGAAGAAGUGAAACUCAAAACACAUUAGCUUGAUCAUUAACUUUAAAUAUAAUACCUACUGCUAGUAGCCAUGUAUUAAUCGAACAGUAAACUUUACUAUGAGGCCUAGUGCACUUGCGAUAGCGGAUGCGCAAUUUUGCGAGCUCCGUAUUUCAAAGCCAUAUCAGAUAUCUUGAUUGUAUAUAAAAUGAUACCUACAGAAAGCUGAGACCAUCCAUUCUUUAAUAUGGAUAGCUAGUUGCUUCCAAAUGUGUUUCCCCCCCGCAAUUGCAUUUUGAAAUGUUAUGAAAUGUUAUACAGUCACGAGGGGCACAGGAAGGGGGAGAGGGAGUGUGAGCAGCUCGCUUAUCCCAGCAGCCGGCCCCAGCAAACAGGCAGGCACAGCGGCAGGGCAGACACUUUUAUUACAGGAAUCAUGAGGAUGGCUACCCAGACUAUUUGCAUUGUCCCCCACCCCACCCCUUUACGCUGCUGCUACUCUCUGUUUAUUAUCUAUGCAUAGUCGCUUUAACUCUACCUACAUUUACAUAUUACCUCAACUAACCUGUGCCCCCGCACAUUGACUUUGUACCGGUACCCCCUGUAUAUAGCCUCCAUACUGUUAUUUUACUGCUGCUCUUUAAUUAUUUUUUACAUAUCUAUUUUCUACUUAACACUUAUUUUUCUUAACUGCAUUGUUGUUUAAGGGCUUGUAAGUAAGCAUUUCAAUGUAAGGUCUACACCUGUUGUAUUCGGCGCAUGUGGCAUAAAAAUUGAUUUGAUGUGAUAAUGCACUUUACUGUUGAACAAAUUCAUGAUUUUAUCUGCCCCAAAAAUAGGACAUUUAAUAAAUGGUCACAGUCUGGAGCCCUGUUAUCUCCUCUCUCCCUUUCAUUCCCCUGUUGCCCCCCUCCCCUCAUCCUGUGCUCGUCUUUCUGCUGAAACACAUAGUAUGAGACUAACUCCCUCCUCUGGGGCAAAAAGCUCUCCUGAAUCAUUGAACGGUAACUCCAAAUAUGAAUCCAACCUGUUUUAGCCUCUGAAACCAUAACACAGGAUAUGUUUGACGAAUACUGUAAUGAUGUUUUGUUUAGACCUGAGUGUUGGUCUGUGACACUGUGUUACUGCACCAACGGCCCACAGUGUCACAGAAGCAGCACAGAGACGCAUGUAGUUGAGUUAUCCCCCCCCUCCCCCUCCUCCUCCCUCCACAGGUUAUGACAGAGUGUGUGUGUGUGUGGGAAACACUACAGCACAGUUUUUCCUUCAACAGUCAGUGCUCACACCUAAGCGGAGGGAGGGAGGGGAGGGGAGGGUGGGGGAGGGGAGAGGGAGAGGGGAAGAGAGGCAGACUGGGAGGGAGGCGGAAGGAUACAAUGAACACAAGCUCCCGAGUGAUAGAUAAAGACAGAGAGAGUGUUAGAGAUGAGUCGUACCCAGACGUGAGAGGCAAGCUGGCUAUGUAGGUCAUCCAAGCAGAAGGAGCAUUCUCUACACACCCCCACAUUUCCCAAGUUCUGCAGCUCAGCUAUGCACAAAACAGACACACACACACUUGCCGCUACCACUGCUGCUCAUACUAACAGCUAGCUAACUAGCGAUUUAGCAUUAGCGGCUAACAGGAUUUAUUUUAGCCACGACGUGCUAAGAUAAAACAAACUAGCUGUUUGCGGACUGUAAGAUGCACAAACUAAUAGUGUGAUUGUAGAACGCUUUGAAAGCAGCAUCCGUGUCACCAGCAUCGUGUUGCGUCUGACUAUGCAGAGUGAACGGCUAGUGAAGUGCUCGUGACUCAAUGGUCGAGCAACAACAUGCUCUCGUUGAGUGAGAGGGGGCUUGGUGUGGGAAGCAGCAUGCAGGAGAGGUAGUAAACUAUAAAAACGGACAUUUACACGUGCCAGAGUUGUGUAUCACAUUUAACAAACUAACAUUGACUCAAACCGGUCCGUUCAUCAAUACCGGUGUAUAUAGUAAAAUACCGUAUCGUCCAACCCUAUUGUUUGUGAAUUUCUGCCCUAUAUUCUGAUUGUGUGUUUCAGACAUCAUCCCCUAACUCGUCCAAUGAGAACUCUCCAGUGAGCCCCCCGGAUGAGCAGGGUCAGGGGGACGGGCCCCCCACAGCUGGAGGAGGAGGAGGAGCCUGCCUUCCCUCACACAGACCUGGCCAAGCUGGACGACAUGAUCAACAGGUAAACACACACACACACUCAAACACCCACAUGCUUACACACACGGCCAAGCUGGACUUUAUUUUAAUUUUAUUGAGUUUAAAUUUACAGGAACAGUGAAACAUGAAUCAACGUUUCAGUAAAGGUGCCGGUUUUAGCCAGCCGGCUGAUUUUCAAACACAGUCCCUGGGCAGGUUAUUAAAAACUAUUCCAAUAACAUACAGACAAACAAUGAGCAGUGAGCACAUGCAGAGCAACAUAGGACAAGCAACACGUAGCACGCAGACAGACAGCAACCUAGCACAAGCAACACGUAGCACGCAGACAGACAGCAACAUGGGACAAGCAACACGUAGCACGCAGACAGACAGCAACCUAGGACAAGCAACACGUAGCACGCAGACAGACAGCAACCUAGGACAAGCAACACGUAGCACGCAGACAGACAGCAACCUAGGACAAGCAACACGUAGCAUGCAGACGGACAGCAACCUAGGACAAGCAACACGUAGCAUGCAGACAGACAGCAACAUGGGACAAGCAACACGUAGCACGCAGACAGACAGCAACAUGGGACAAGCAACACGUAGCACGCAGACAGACAGCAAACCUAGGACAAGCAACAGUAGCACGGCAGACAGACCAACCUAGGACAAGCAACACGUAGCAUGCAGACAGACAUCAACUAUAGGACAAGCAACAUGUAGCAUGCAGACAGACCAGCAACAUAGGGACAAGCAACACGUAGCACGCAGACAGACUGAGCAACCAAGUACAAGCAACACGUAGCACGCAGACAAACAUCAACCUAGGACAAGCAACACGUAGCACGCAGACAGACAGCAACCUAGGACAAGCAACACGUAGCACGCAGACAGACAGCAACCUAGGACAAGCAACACGUAGCACGCAGACAGACAGCAACAUGGACAAGCAACACGUAGCACGCAGACAGACAGCAACAUGGGACAAGCAACACGUAGCAUGCAGACAUACAGCAACCUAGGACAAGCAACACGUAGCAUGCAGAUAGCAACCUAAAACAAGCAACACGUAGCAUGCAGACAGACAGCAACAUAGGACAAACAACAUGUAGCACGCAGACAGACAGCAACAUAGGACAAGCAACACGUAGCACGCAGACAGACUGAGCAACAUAGGACAAGCAACACGUAGCACGCAGACAACAGCAACCUAGGACAAGCAACACGUAGCAUGCAGACAGACUGAGCAACAUAGGACAAGCAACACGUAGCAUGCAGACAGACUGAGCAACAAAGGACAAGCAACACGUAGCACGCAUACAAACAUCAACCUAGGACAAGCAACACACAGCACGCAGACAAAUAGCAACCUAAAACAAGCAACACGUAGCAUGCAGACAGACAGCAACAUUGGACAAGCAACACGUAGCACGCAGACACAGAGCAAUAGCACAAAAAGCAACAAAACAAAAUCCAUAAAAGCAACAAACAGGGUUUCCACACCUCACAAGCUAAAGACAACAGAUAACAUGGAAAGCGGCAAUACGCAGUGUGUGAUACUAAGUGCUGUGUGAUUGUGAGGAGGAAUGUGUAUCUCUGUAUUCAUGUGGAUGUUUUGUGUUUCCAGACCCCGCUGGGUGGUUCCAGUUCUGCCAAAGGGAGAGUUAGAGGUUCUUCUAGAAGCUGCUAUAGAGCUUAGUAAAAAGGGUAAGAAUAUUAGCUAAUUCUAUUUCUCAAAUCACUACUACAUUUUUUGAACUAAGGCAAUCAAGAUGGUAUAGAAAGCUUGUCCUUGGCUAUGUACACAUCUGAAAUCGCAUUGACAGCAAUGUAUUUCAACCACGUUGUAUGGAGUUUAGACUAGCUUGAUAGCCGACUCUCUUUUAGCGUACUUGCACUUUGUCAACGACUCAUUAAAAUGUCAGCCGCGUAGUUUCUCUUUAGAUUGAUAUUUGACCUGCAGCCCUUGAAAAAAUAUAUCUGUGGUAGUACAAUAUCUCCAUGCACUUAAUUCUUGUCUGUUUUCUGUCUGUAUAGAACUUGAUGUGAAGUGUGAGGCGUGCCAGAGGUUUUUCAGAGACGGCCUGACCAUCUCUUUCACCAAGAUCCUCACAGACGAGGCCGUCAGUGGGUGGAAGUUUGAGAUACAUGUGAGUCUUUCUUUUAUUCCAUUUGAUUUCAUCAGGAUUGUGCUUUCAAAAGCAAUGGCCACUGUUUUUCAAGGAGUCAUGGGCCCUCUUCCAAUACUUUGAAAACCCAUCCUCCUCCUAGUCCCUUCCUUAGGCUAAUCACUAAUUUGACACAAUUGGAUUGGUGAAACCUAUUCAGUGGAACUCCUAUUUUCGCCCAUCCAAUUGUGUUAAUUGUGUGAUUAACUCAAGGAAGGAAGGAUGCAUUUCUGAAGAAGUAUUCAAACAGGGCCUUGGUAAGGGGAGUGAUGUCACCAGAAGCACCCUGCUGUUGAGAUCUGAUCGAUGAUUUCUGUCCUCUGUUGAAAGCUCAGCAGGUGGCUUACAUUUCUCUGCCUCAGUCUAAAUUCAGUUUGCUAUCUGGGCCCUUGUGGUGGAGGAAAGAAGGGAGAAUGAACAGGGAGAACACCAGCGGUGAUCAAUGCUCUUUUCAUCGGAGGAAGUGGCUUUGGCUUGGCUCUUCUGUUCUUUAACUCGGUGACAUUGAUACUGAAUAGCCUUUCUCAGUGGAGCGUGAGUCACCCACUCUUGACAGCCCAGCCCUAUCUCUAGCCCCAGGUUCAGCUGACUGCUGUGCCCCCCUUAAAAUGUAUCGUACCAUUUCUACCGUUCUGCGUGCCAAUUAUGAUUUUUAUGAGGAUUUUCAUGGAACAGUUUCAUUUCAAUAAUAAAGUUUUAGUUUCUGAAAGUCAUUGUCAGGUGGUUAAUCAUACAAAUCUGAAUUAAAAUGAUAAAAAUCGAAAAGUUAGUCAACUAAUGCGAGAUCACCAGCCUGAUACACCGUGGUCCAUUGGCGGCUAAAGAAAUGAGCGCAUGGAACUCAUAGCCUAUAGGCCAAUGCAGCAGUAGGUCUAUAAGCUCUUUCACACUGAGGAUUGUGAAUAUCGAGGGGGAGAUUGUUGGAAAGAGUUUUAAAAUAGCUUACUAUGAGAAACUAUAGUUUUAAUAUAUUAUCAUUCGCAAUGGAUGUAAAAAAAAAAACACUUUCUUACAUUUCCGCGCAGCAGGCCAGUUACUUCUAUGCAUGCUGAGACACGCGCUCCCUCAACAUUAUCAGGACAGAGAAACCAGACACAUUUACAUUUUAGUCAUUUAGCAGACGCUCUUAUCCAGAGCAACUUACAGUUAGUGAGUGCAUACAUUUUCAUACUGGUCCCCCGUGGGAAUCGAACCCACAACCCUGGUGUUGCAAGCGCCAUGCUCUACCAACUGAGCUACACGGGACUCACAUGGAGCACUCCAAACAAAAGACAAUGAAAACAUUUACAAAUCUCGUAAAUGAUGGUCAUGAAAUAAACCAAAACUCAAAUGACCGGUAUAUUUAAAUCUUCCCGGUCAAGUUGUCCGGUGCCACAUUUUCCUAACGAAAACCUUGCAAUAGACAUAGUUCCUGGCCAUUCGCAUCCCUGCAAAUAUGAUGGCUCUUUUGAGUUGAUACAUUGCUACCGCAGACUUCGGAAUGUGUUCUGAAGGAACAGGGUAGUUGUAAGCAAUAUGGAGGAAGCUCCCCCUAAGCCCUCAGUGAGGCUAUGUGGAGCCUUCAUCCUAUUGCUUACACUGAUCUCACUCUCUCUCCAUCCACAGAGGUGUAUCAUCAACAACACCCACCGGCUGGUGGAGCUGUGUGUGGCCAAGCUCUCUCAGGACUGGUUCCCCUUGCUGGAGCUGCUGGCCAUGGCCUUCAACCCCCACUGCAAGUUCCACAUCUACAAUGGCACGCGGCCCUCUGAGACAGUGCCCGCAGGGGCGCAGCUAGCAGACGACGAGCUCUUCGCCCGCCCCCCUGACCCUCGCUCUCCAAAGGUAGGGUCUGAAUUCAAGGUAGGCCCCCCAAAGAUCUUUUAUUACUCACUUUGGUCAACCACCUGUUCUAUCAAUGUACUCCUUAUUUAGGACCCAAAACUGUUUUUAAAUAUAUAUUUUCAGCGAUUGACACUUUAUUGAAACAGGAAGUCAGAGGGGGAGACAAACGGCGGGAAGGGUGGAUACAUGAAUUGAACCCUGGUCUCCGGCGUGGAGUCGUAUAUUUGACUGCAACACAUCGGCCCCAAACUUAACCCUCCCCCCCAAUAUAUUUUUCCAAAAUCACUAAUAAACCCCAACUUUUCCCCAAGACCCUAUAAUCGAUCUUCUGAUUUUCCAGUACUCUCCCAAGGAAAGAAAUGUUGACUCAGUUUGUCUAUAUCGUCAGUUUGCUAAAUAUAUAACCCUCUACCUUCAAGGACAAUUCCCCUAUUUACUGUUGAGGCUUUUCUUGUAACAAGGUGGAUCAACAAAAAUAUAUACUGAGGAUGUUUUAAUAAACUAUGUCCUGGGACUGAUGUGAUAUUUGCUAUACUGUGUAAAUGUCUGUCUUUCCCAGCCAAAUCUCAUCAUAUAGGCACAGUGUGAAAUGUCUGAAUCCAUUUUUUAGGAUUGAGCCUAAAUUAAAUAUCCUCUGGAUGCCAUAGCAACAGAAAUGCAGAGAACAGGCUUUAUUUUUUAUUUUAUUUUGCAAUUUAUUUUCUUUGAACGAAUGCGCUCUUUGCUCUGGCCUUGCCUUAGGGCCAGUGCACAUAAACAAAGGAUGAUCCCUCCGUGGACUGGGUAGGAAAUAAGAGAGAUGGAAAUAGAACAAAUGGCUGCACUCGAGGUGUCUGGACUGUUGUGGAGUUUAAAUUAGAUUAGGUGCUGCCAGGGAGAGAGAGUGAGUGAGUUUUUCUAUGAAAAGCGCGAUGAAUGGAGCGUGGGCCGGGGGUGGUCAAUGUGAACACUGUCUGCUGUAGAUGCCCAAUACAAACACUGCUGCAGCCUCUGAUAUGAGUCUGUGGGUUGAAUCAAAAGCCAGGCAGUUUUCCUCUGAUUUUCCCUUCAACCAAGCUUUUCUGUGUAACAGCUGUGAGACUUGAGGGAUGUAUUUGUAUAACUGAACAGCUUGAGUGGAUAGUAUGGUGAGUAUCUCUUAACUUUUUUGAUUUAUUUUUAACAAGUGUGUUGUUGUUUUUUCCUCUUCGUUCACAGGGCUGGUUGGUGGAUUUAAUUAACAAAUUCGGCACGUUAAACGGGUUUCAAACGCUGCACGAUCGCUUCAUAAGUGGCCAAGCACUGAACGUCCAGAUCAUCGCUGCCCUUAUCAAGUGAGUCGGCCCGUAUAUAUACAGUGGGGGAAAAAAGUAUUUAGUCAGCCACCAAUUGUGCAAGUUCUCCCACUUAAAAAGAUGAGAGAGGCCUGUAAUUUUCAUCAUAGGUACACGUCAACUAUGACAGACAAAUUGAGAAAAAAUUUUCCAGACAAUCACAUUGGAGGAUUUUUAAUGAAUUUAUUUGCAAAUUAUGGUGGAAAAUAAGUAUUUGGUCACCUACAAACAAGCAAGAUUUCUGGCUCUCACAGACCUGUAACUUCUUCUUUAAGAGGCUCCUCUGUCCUCCACUCGUUACCUGUAUUAAUGGCACCUGUUUGAACUUGUUAUCAGUGUAAAAGACACCUGUCCACAACCUCAAACAGUCACACUCCAAACUCCACUAUGGCCAAGACCAAAGAGCUGUCAAAGGACACCAGAAACAAAAUUGUAGACCUGCACCAGGCUGGGAAGACUGAAUCUGCAAUAGGUAAACAGCUUGGUUUGAAGAAAUCAACUGUGGGAGCAAUUAUUAGGAAAUGGAAGACUGAUAAUCUCCCUCGAUCUGGGGCUCCACGCAAGAUCUCACCCCGUGGGGUCAAAAUGAUCACAAGAACGGUGAGCAAAAAUCCCAGAACCACACGGGGGGACCUAGUGAAUGACCUGCAGAGAGCUGGGACAAAAGUAACAAAGCCUACCAUCAGUAACACACUACGCCGCCAGGGACUCAAAUCCUGCAGUGUCAGACGUGUCCCCCUGCUUAAGCCAGUACAUGUCCAGGCCCGUCUGAAGUUUGCUAGAGUGCAUUUGGAUGAUCUAAAAGAGGAUUGGGAGAAUGUCAUAUGGUCAGAUGAAACCAAAAUAGAACUUUUUGGUAAAAACUCAACUCGUUGUGUUUGGAGGACAAAGAAUGCUGAGUUGCAUCCAAAGAACACCAUACCUACUGUGAAGCAUGGGGGUGGAAACAUCAUGCUUUGGGGCUGUUUUUCUGCAAAGGGACCAGGACGACUGAUCCGUGUAAAGGAAAGAAUGAAUGGGGCCAUGUAUCGUGAGAUUUUGAGUGAAAACCUCCUUCCAUCAGCAAGGGCAUUGAAGAUGAAAUGUGGCUGGGUCUUUCAGCAUAACAAUGAUCCCAAACACACCGCCCGGGCAACGAUGGAGUGGCUUCGUAAGAAGCAUUUCAAGGUCCUGGAGUGGCCUAGCCAGUCUCCAGAUUUCAACCCCAUAGAAAAUCUUAGGAGGGAGUUGAAAGUCCGUGUUGCCCAGCGACAGCCCCAAAACAUCACUGCUCUAGAGGAGAUCUGCAUGGAGGAAUGGGCCAAAAUACCAGCAACAGUGUGUGAAAACCUUGUGAAGACUUACAGAAAACGUUUGACCUGUGUCAUUGCCAACAAAGGGUAUAUAACAAAGUAUUGAGAAACUUUUGUUAUUGACCAAAUACUGAUUUUCCACCAUAAUUAGCAAAUAAAUUCAUUAAAAAUCCUCCAAUGUGAUUUUCUGGAUUUUUUUUUCCUCAUUUUGUCUGUCAUAGUUGACGUGUACCUAUGAUGAAAAUUACAGGCCUCUCUCAUAUUUUUAAGUGGGAGAACUUGCACAAUUGGUGGCUGACUAAAUACUUUUUUCCCCCACUGUAUUCACACACACACACACACACUUUAAUGGAUGACAUUUAAAGAGCAUGUUUCACUAGCUCUUCAGUGCUUUCUACAUUAUAUGGGGCUAACUCACACCAUUCACCACCAGUGUGUAACAUCCCACCGUGCCAUCGCUAAAGAAGGCCUCAGGCUCUUGCUGUGACGGGUCUGUCUUCAUGACUAGAUAGAUGUGGUCAUUUAGCGGACACUUUAAUGUGGCCCAUAGAGCAAUCAAACCCACAACUCUGGUGUUGUAAGAGUCAUGCUUCAACCAAUAGAGCUAUGGGAACAGCAUGGUCUACUGGACGUGUUGUGACUGUGUUGUUUUGUCCUCCAGGCCUUUCGGGCAGUGUUACGAGUUCCUCACGUUGCACACGGUGAAGAAGUACUUCCUGCCCGUCAUCGAGAUGGUUCCUCAGUUCCUGGAGAACCUGACGGACGAGGAACUGAAGAAGGAAGCCAAGAACGAAGCCAAAAACGAUGCCCUGUCCAUGAUCAUCAAGUCCCUGAAGAACCUGGCUUCCAAGGUGCCUGGGCAGGAGGAGACUGUCAAGAACUUAGAAAUAUUUAGGUUAAAAAUGAUUCUUAGGUGAGUUCGCUUCAGGCCAAACUGUCCUAAAGGUUUUGUUUUAAAACACCUGUCUUGGUAACUAUUGGCUGAACGCUAACCUGAGAUACGUGCACGCAUCGUGUAUUGAUGUCAAUGUAAAAAUUUGAGUAAUGCUUGUGGAUUUUAGUUAGGAAUUGCCCCUAUGUGAACUAUUUGUUGAUAGUAAUCUGUGGUGGUUAUGUUUUCAUCUGCAGGUUAUUGCAAAUUUCCUCUUUUAACGGCAAAAUGAAUGCACUAAACGAAGUAAACAAGGUAAUCUCCAGUGUGUCCUAUUACACACAUCGGCAUGGCAACCCCGAGGAGGAGGAGUGGCUAACUGCAGAACGCAUGGCGGUGAGUUAACCAUCAAUCAAUCAAAUCUAUGUAUUUUUUAUUUAGUAAUAAUAAUUGUCAGCGAACAUGAAUACACACAUACAAAAUGAAGUUAAAUGUAUUUGUUUAACGCUACACAAGCGCCUUUUCACAAAGUGUGUAGUAUAGAGAGUAUACCGUAGUGUGGUUUGUGGUGGCGUAGUCGGCAGAACUGAUGGAGAUUGAAAGAUGUCUGUCUAUCUGUCAGGAGUGGAUCCAGCAGAACCACAUCCUGUCCAUUGUGCUGAGGGACAGCCUCCACCAGCCUCAGUACGUAGAGAAACUAGAGAAGAUACUCCGCUUCGUCAUCAAGGAGAAAGCUCUUACCAUGCAGGAUCUGGACAACAUCUGGGCUGCACAGGUACAGUGCCUGCGUGUGUUAGUGCAUGCGUUUGAAGAGAGAAAAUCAUUGAUGAUCACACAUAUUGUGCAUGGUUCAGGUGAAGGGGAUAUGACCCGUAACAGCUCUUACGACAGAAUGGGAAAUCCUUCGUCUUACCUGGGGCAUUUCCAGGUCUUUGGGGUUGAUUUGCUGAAAACGCCCUUACCUAAGCAUGGCUCGGUCCAUGAAAUGGCGUUAAUGUGCCCCAUGUGAAAUGUAAGGCUGAAAACAGAUAAUCCAGCAGUGUGAUUGUUGACACGUUGUUUGUUGACAUUUUUUGUUGACAUGUUGUUCCACCGGCAGGCUGGUAAACAUGAGGCCAUCGUGAAGAACGUCCACGACCUUCUGGCCAAGCUGGCCUGGGACUUCUCUCCUGAGCAGCUUGACCACCUCUUUGACUGCUUCAAGGUGAGACCUCUCUCCACACACACACACACAGCACGUUUCACUAUCCUUGUAGGGACCAGAAAUGUAUUUCCCUUAACCUUAACUCCUAACCCUAAACUUAAACCCGAAAUGUAACCCCUAAACCUAAAAUAGCUUUUGUCCUCGUGGGGACCUGGGAAAUGUCCCCACGAGGGAUCAUUUUCCUUGUUUGACUAUCCUUGUGGGGACUUUCCGGUACCAACGAGGAAGCCCACACACACACUUUGCUCUCCUAACCCCUGUGGUGGUUUGUUUGCGGUCUGCAGGCGAGUUGGACGAACGCCAGUAAGAAGCAGCGUGAGAAGCUGUUGGAGCUGAUCCGUCGUCUGGCGGAGGACGACAAGGAUGGAGUGAUGGCCCACAAGGUAAACAUGGGUUAAAGAGAUGUAUUUUUCUAGCUCCUGUGCGCCAUUUGGAUAUGAGUAAUGAAGGUUCCUCUCCUCCUCUGCUCCAUUUGGAUAUGAGUACUGAAGGUUCCUCUCCUCCUCUCACCACAAGGUGCUGAACCUGUUGUGGAACCUGGCUCACAGCGACGACGUGCCUGUAGACAUCAUGGACCAGGCCCUCAGUGCUCACAUCAAGAUACUGGACUACAGUUGCUCUCAGGUAAUACUAGGUACCAGUCAAGAGCCAGGCGACUGCUUUCCCACACGGCUCAAGGUAUUGAGAACCAGCCAAUGUUUUUAGGGGUAUGUUGGGGUGCUAGCAAGGACUGGCUUAUGGCUGUGUGUGUGUGUGUUCCUUGAAUACUGUUGAUGUUGAUGUUCAUUUCAGGAUAGAGACACGCAGAAGAUCCAGUGGAUCGAUCGCUUCAUAGAAGAGUUGCGCACCAAUGACAAAUGGGUGAUUCCUGCACUAAAGCAGAUCCGAGAGAUCUGUAGCCUGUUCGGAGAGGCUCCUCAGAAUCUCAGGUAAAGGAAUGGACAGGGUCAGAGUUCAACUACGGGCUGGGAGGGAGACAUCAUUUAUAAACUCUGUUGAACAUGCUUGUGAUUUACAAAGAUAUAGAAACGGAAUGAGUACAAAUUUAGGAUAAUUCAGAAGGACAUAACAGAAAGAAAUGUACACUGUAUAGCAGCCAUGCUUCUUUGUCAGCUCUAUACUUUAGAUUUCUAUCUGCAACAUUUUAGAUAUUCACCCCACUUUAAUUUUUGUUUUGCUCAGGAUGCUAUGCUUGGUUAUACGUUUUCUCUACGCCUUUAAAGAAUGGCAUUUUAAUCACAUUUCCAGAGGGGCUGAAGCAUGCCAACUCUUUUGUAAACAGGCAUUUUCUGUUAACAGUCUGAGAUUUGACCUUGCCAUCCAGUUUGAUCGAACAGUGAACAUUCUUAGACUAAAACCGAGCGAAUGUACUGUAUCUUGCUUCUUAAACGCUGAGUUCUCAAAGUAGCAUAGAUAUUGUUGAAUUAGGUGCUGCUUUUAAUAACAUGCAGUUGUACUGACUGAAGUAGCAUUGGUAAAUGCAGCAAAUAUGUAGCACACCACAUGCCUGUUGUUUUUCAGAAAGAAAAUGCCUAUUAACAUACAAACGAACUUAGUGGGGUAAGUUGACAGCUAAUUUGGGGGAUAUUAUGGCCAUUUUGUUAUUUGAAAUUGUAAAAAAUGUCUAAAUUCACUCUUUCUCUCAGAUGGUACAACAGAUCUGUAAUGUUUAUUUUCAUUCAUAAAUCUGCUUUAGCAAACCUUUCUCAAGGUAAACCUCAAAUUACACCCUAUUCCAUAUACACUACUGCACUACCUUUGACCAGAGCCACAAAUGACUCCAAAUAGUGCACUACUUUUCACCAGAGCCACAAAAGGCUCUUGUCAAGUAGUGCACUACAUGGGGAAUUGCAUACAAAAGUAGUGCACUACAUGGGAAAUAGGGUGUAAUUUGAGAUGCACUCAAAAGCGUCUCUUUCUGCACCGGCUCCUCUUAGCUUCAAUCACCGACUGUUUGCAGGGUGACAUUUUGGGGGCAUUUCUGGGAGCACUGCUUACUCACAUUUCCUAAACACAUCGUAGUGAUUUUAAGAAUGAAAUUCCUCACCAUUUCUCUUUCUGCACACACAGACACACACACACACACACACACACACACACAGAGAUCAUGGGGUACUGUUUAGAAUGUUGGAUAUACCAAUACUGCUUUCUUUGCACUACAGAUGCAGAGAAGCAACAAAAUUCCACUUAUUCUGCAGAUAAAUUAUUGUAAUAAUUUCAUUAGUAGGAGUGGGGGUAAAAGUUGAUGUUGUCGGCCUGUCAUAGACAUGGUGACUAAAGUCUCUGAACCUUUCUGUCUAUCUCCUUCCCACCCCCCCCCUCUCUCUCUCUCUCCAUCCCCCUCUCGCUCUCUCUCUCUCUCUAGAGAGAGGCUCGAGCUUCCUCAAUCAGCGUAGGAGGCGAGAGAAGGUCCAAAAAGCUCGGCAUCCGCCAUACGAUCCUAGGAUCUGCUCAGCCAUCUUCUCUCCUCUCUCAUCUCUCCGCUCUCUAUUCUCUCCUUCUCUUCGCGCUCUUCUAUCUCUCUCUCUCGCUCUCUCUCUCUCUCUCUCUCUCUCUCUCUCUCUCUCUCUCUCUCUCUCGCUCUCUCUCUCUCUCUCUCUGCUCUACAGUCAGACCCAGAGGAGUCCUCAUGUGUUCUAUCGUCAUGACCUGAUCAACCAGCUGCAACACAACCAUGCCCUGGUCACGCUGGUGGCUGAGAACCUCUCUGCCUACAUGGAGACCAUGAGGCAGUUCUCUAAAGGUAUGGACCACCUCACACAGGAGGGGACAUUUUCUCAUUCAUCACGAUUGCCUCAUUCUUGACUUUCAGACUUUUCUGAUAGCAGAAAAUCUUAAAUACUAUUUCUCUAUGUUCUCUACCCUCUUUUUCUAACCCUGGGGCAAUUAGCAUGUUAGAUUUCCAUUUGGAAAAACCUCAGCAGUUGGGUACAAUUGAAAGAUGCACCUUGAGCCCUCACAUAGAUGAUUGUGUCUGUCGUGUAGCCGAGCAGACGGAGUUUGACCCCCAGACGGUGAGGGUAGGGAGCCGCUACAGCCACGUACAGGAAGUCCAGGAGAGACUCAACUUCCUGAGGUAUGACAUCACAUCCGCAGGGCAGUAUUCAUUAGGCACCAAACAGAAGAAAAGACUGUAACCGGCAGAGACCGACGCGCUCUUUUCUGUUUUCCAUUGCAAAGCCCUUUAAAACGUUUUCCAUUGCGUAACCUAAUGAAUACGACCCAGCUCUUCAUCUUCAUGGAUUCAAUGAAUGGAAGUGAACGGUGAACUGAGCCACUGUAGUCUGAUCAUAAUGGUUCAUGUAUGCGUCUGUGUUGUCCCCAGGUUCUUGCUGAAGGACGGCCAGUUGUGGCUCUGUGCUCCUCAGGCAAAACAGAUCUGGAAGUGUCUGGCCGAGAACGCAGUCUUUCUUUGUGACCGAGAGGCCUGCUUCAAAUGGUACGCUGCCAUCGUCAAUAUUAUUAUCACCUCGAAAGGGUGAAUAUGGCUACAACAUAUUUCUAUUUCCUUUGUCUCAUUCAUAGAGAACAACUCAAAUGUUCUCAAUUUUCUCAACACGAGAAACACCAAGUCAACUCUGUUGUUCAUCCCCAGGUACUCCAAGCUGAUGGGAGACGAGCCAGACCUGGACCCGGACAUCAACAAGGACUUCUUUGAGAACAACGUCCUCCAGCUGGAUCCGUCUCUGCUCACGGAGAAUGGCAUGAAGUGCUUUGAGAGGUUCUUCAAGGCCGUCAACUGCCGGGAGGGCAAGCUGGUGGCCAAACGCAGGGCCUACAUGAUGGACGACCUGGAGCUCAUAGGACUGGACUACCUCUGGAGGGUGAGUUAUUUAGCCUACUUAUCACUGUUAUGAAGCUGUUAUAACUGACAGCUGUUGGACCAAUGUUCCCUCUCGCGCAGCUCCCCCGGGACUGCUGCCCAGAACAAAUAUCAGCCCAUGCAGAGACGCACGAGAUUGAACUUCACUCAACUAUCUAGAGUUUUCCCCGUUAGUUAACACUAUCAACGUUUCCCUUUACUGUGGGAAUUGUGAUCGAAUCAACGCAGUAUUAGCCACUUUCAAUGCAACAUACCGAAACAAAAACGAACUAUGCAAGACUUGGUAUGCAAAACUAACUAUGCAUGAGAUUUUGUUGUAGGCAGAAUGCUGAUGCUGAUUCUCUGUAAUAAUGGUAUGGGAAUAAUGAUGCAUUUUAUUUUGUAAAGUGGUUUCUUGCAUCAAACAUUCAGUCACUUCCUUGUCUGAAGGACAAGUGGAUAAACAGGUUAAUGUCAAGCCCUGCAUGUUGUUUUUCAAGUCUCUUGGAAUGUAGGCCUACAUCGAACACCACACAUUGGCUGUUACUGUAGGCUGACUGAUAGAACAGCUAUUUCCAUGUUGAAAUGUUAUGGGAUGCAAUUUCUCCAUUGUUUUUGAUGGUAGGACUUUCUGGUAGGCCUACAUUAUGAUCAAAUAGCCACAGUAACCUACUUGACCACUGUUAAAAUUGUAAGUUAAAGCGGGUUCAGCCUCCGUGUUCACAGUAAACGCGCGCUGGAAGUUGAACUGAAUUUUCACAAAGUUCAAGUUUGCGCUCAGCAGACCUGAAAUUUGCUCAGUGCCUCAUUUUCUUUGAGGGCACAUUAGGCUGGACUUCCUCUGGAGGGUGGGGUUUAUAAAGCCUCUUAGCACUGUGGUUAUGCAGCUGUUUUAGCAGACAGCUGUAACCAUCUUUUUAAACCUUGAACUCCCUUUGGACUACAUUCAGUGUCUUCGGAAAGUAUUCAGACACCUUGACUUUUUUCCACAUUUUGUUACGUUACAGUCUUAUUCUAAAAUUGCUUAAAUAAAAAUCCUCAUCAAUCUACACACAAUACCCCAUAUUGACAAAGCGAAAACAGGUUUUUAGACAUUUUUGCAAAUGCAUUCAAAAAUAAAAAACUGACCUUAUUUACAUAAGUAUUCAGACCUUUUGCUAUGAGACUCGAAAUUGAGCUCAGGUGCAUCCAGUUUCCAUUGAUCAUCCUUGAGAUAUUUCUACAACUUGAUUGGAGUCCACCUUUCGUCAAUUCAAUUGAUUGGACAUGAUUUUGAAAGGCACACACCUGUCUAUAUAAGGUCCCACAGUUGGCAGUGCAUGUCAGAGCAAAAACCAAGCCAUGAGGUCGAAGGAAUUGUCCGGAGAGUUUCGAGACAGGAUUGUGUCGAGGCACAGAUCUGGGGAAGGGUACCAAAACAUUUCUGCAGCAUUGAAGGUCCCUAAGAACACAGUGGCCUCUAUCAUUCUUAAUUUGAAGAAGUUUGGAACCACCAAGACUCUUCCUAGAGCUGGCCGCCCGGCCAAAUUGAGCAAUCGGGGGAGAAGGGUCUUGGUCAGGUAGGUGACCAAGAACCUGAUGGUCACUCUGACAGAGCUCCAGAGUUACUCUGUGGAGAUGGGAGAACCUUCCAGAAGGACAACCAUCUCUGCAGCACUCCACCAAUCAGGCCUUUAUGGUAGAGCGGCUAGACUGAAUCCACUCCUCAGUAAAAGGCACAUGACAGCCCGCUUGGAGUUUGCCAAAAGGCACCUAAAGUCUCUGACCAUGAGAAACAAGAUUCUCUGGUCUGAUGAAACCAAGAUUGAACUCUUUGGCCUGAAUGCCAAGCGUCACGUCUGGAGGAAACCUGGCACCAUCCCUACGGUGAAGCAUGGUGGUGGCAGCAUCAUGCUGUGGGGAUGUUAUUCAGCGGCAGGGACUGGUAGACUAGUCAGGAUUGAGGCAAAGAUGAACGGAGCAAAGUACAGAGAGAUCCUUGAUGAUAACCUGCUCCAGAGCGUUCAGGACCUCAGACUGGGGCGAAUGUUCACCUUCCAACAGGACAACGACCCUAAGCACACAGCCAAGACAACGCAGGAGUGGCUUCGGGCAGUGGUGGAAAAAGUACGCAAUUAUCAUACUUGAGUAAAAAUAAAGAUACCUUAAUAGAAAAUGACACAAGUAAAAGUCACCCAAACAAACAAAUACUACUUGAGUAAAGUCUAAAAGUAUUUGGUUUUAAAUAUUAUUCAGUAUCAAAAGUACACGUAAUUGCUAAAAUAUGCUUAAGUAUCAAAAGUAAAAGUAUGAAUCAUUUCAAAUUCUUUAUAUUAAGCAAACCAGAUCGCACCAUUUUCUUGUUUGUUAAAUUUACGGAUAGCCAGGGGCACACUCCGACUCUCAGACAUAAUUUACAAACGAAGCAUUUGUGUUUAGUGAGUCCACCAGAUCAGAGGCAGUAGGGAUGACCAGGGAUGUUAUUUUGAUAAGUGCGCGAAUUGGACCAUUUUCAUGACCUGCUAAGCAUUCAAAAUGUAAAGAGUACUCCCGUGUAGCUCAGUUGGUAGAGCAUGGCGCUUGCAACGCCAGGGUUGUGGGUUCGAUUCCCACGGGGGACCAGUAUGAAAAAAAAAAUGUAUGUACUCACUAAUUGUAAGUCACUCUGGAUAAGAGCGUCUGCUAAAUGACUAAAAUGUCAAAUGUACUUUAGCGUGUCAGGGAAAAUGUAUGGAGUAAAAAGUACAUUAUUUUCUUUAGGAAUGUAGUGAAGUAAAAGUUGUCAAAUAUAAAUAGAGUACAGAUACCCCAAAAAAAUACUUACGUAGUACUUUAAAGUAUUUUUACUUAAGUACUUUACACCACUGGCUUCGGGACAAGUCUCUGAAUGUCCUUGAGUGGCCCAGCCAGAGCCCGGACUUGAACCUGAUCGAACAUCUCUGGAGAGACCUGAAAAUAGCUGUGCAGCGACCUCUGUGUCUGAAACAAAGGGUGAAAUGACUGACUGCAUGUCUGGCCUACAGUAUGAGCACUAAUGAACUGCUCAAGCAUUUUACUAUCCUUCUUUCUUGAUCAUGUUGUCUUCUGUCUCACCAAGCCCACAUUCAAAAGGCACAACUUCAAAGAAGACCAUACCCUCUGAAUGCUGCUAUUUGAGGUGAUGAUCAUUAGUCAUUUCCAUGCAUCUAUAAACCUCUGGGUUCUGUGGGAUUGUUUCAGGAGCAUCUGAAACGGAUAGAUUUAGUGAGUAUGUCUGUAUGGGAGAGAGGGGGCGGUGGGUGGCUGACCCAGUUAGUUAGCAGCCUAGCUGUUUGUGUUUAGUGACCUACAUGGCCUGUAAUCCCUCUGUGUUGUUAAAUGAAGUCCUUACAUCACAGAGGAACAGACAAGUCUUCUGGAUGCUGCUAAACCGAACAUCAGCUUCUGUGGUGCUGAGGAGGAAGGGCUGUUUUAAUGUUGUAGAGUCUGUCAGUCCAAUGGCUUCUGAUGAUGUUGUAGUCGGGGCUUUAACGGUAUUGGUACCGAACCGCUCGGUACGGAGACUUCGGUCCGCACUGUGAACCUGAAUGAGUACAUAAAACCAAUAUUGAUUUAUUUUUUAACACUAGGCCUAUAGGCUAUUCCUACGCUGCAUUGUAUGCCAUUGCCUAGAGAGGAAAUCUGAGCUGAGAAAACAUUGUAGGCUAUUCCGUUAAAACAACUGCAGCCCAUGCGCCCGUUGUAAUCAGAAUUCGUAUCUUAACUGCCGGAUUUCAAACUAUCCUUUUCAUCAUUGUUUAAAUCUCCAGUUUAGGAACAUUUUGGCUUCAUAGUCGAUUUAAAACGGCGAUGGACAGUUGUGGAUAAAACGUUAAUAGUAUGUUCUCCACUGCUCAACGAGAAUAGCCUAUGCAGAGUGGCGCUUGUAGCUUGUUGUCGUCCAAUCACAAGUCAUCGAAGCGCCACUACAGUCAUGGAGCGUCCUUGUGUGGAAAACCAAGUUAGGAGAUUAUCUAAUUAAUGGAAGAUGGAAUUAAAAGUGAAAUGAAAAGUAUAUGCUACAACAAACAAGAGCCAACAGUUAGGCUGCUAUGUAAUAAUCUGAAUGGAUGUGUUGUUAUUUGUAACUGUAGGACAGUACGAAAGCGCAUGCAGACUCAAUUAGCAGCUAAUUUAGCUAGCUGUUUUAGCCAACUAGCUUCUCUCGGGUUGAUGCAGUCAAGACAGGUACUACGUAAUCAUAUUGGAUGAUAAAUAACCUAGCUAUGACAAGCUAGAAGUUAGUCUACUAGCGCAAGUCUUCUCGGUUGGGUGCUCCCUCCCUCCCUCCUUCCUCCCGUUUCACUCGCUCACAGCACAGGUCCCUCCUCCGCCUGCUCUCCCUCGCGUUGUAUCAGCUCUGGUUAAUAAAGUAGCUUACAAAUGGUCUUUUCUGCUGCUUCCUUCACUCGGAUCCGACCACGUCUAUACGGAACUUGUCGACCUCGGGUCCGUUCGGAACGGGUCUCUAUAUUGAAAAAUGUAUUUAUGCAUAUUUGUCAGGGUGGGAAAGCCCCAUGUCCAUUUCGGAACGGGUCCUUGAGGCCCAACAUAACAAUCCCUGUCACAACAGAAAAUGCCAGGAACAUUGUGAAUGAUGUCACAGAAACUGGACUUGGGCCACAAAUAGGGUGCUUUUAAAUUGUGCGUAUUUUGCCAGUAAACAAACAUUUAACUACAGUAACUGUUGGAAUUUCAUUUUUCUGCUGUACGGUAAUCGAACCGUGACCCCAAAACCGCAAUACGUACCGAACCGUGGGUUUUGCGAACCAUUACACCCUUAGUCUGACCAAUGGCUUCUGAUGAUGAUGAAACCUGUGUUGGUUCAAAGUGUUCUUCUAACCUUAUUAUUCACGCUCUGGGUAUAUUAGAUAAUUCACAAGUUCAUUUGUUUUAGAUGUGGGAUUUCUAAACCUUGUUCUCACUUCCUAUGCAUAGCUGAUUCAGGAGUUGUGUUAUUGUAUAUUUGGGUAUUCAGCCUUUUUGCACGGUAUGGGUCUAGGCUACAUUUGAGUUCAUUGGAUUUUCUCAUAUGCAAUGUUUGGUUGCGAAUUAUGUAUUUUUUUGCAUCCUAAGCAAAGCUCAUUUUACAGCACUGAUGUUAUUGAUUUGGCUGGUAAGCCGUGCGUGGUACACAUUUAGCGCGUACACACACACACACACACACACACACACACACACACACACACACACAGUAUUUGAGGCUGGGUUAGUGCACUGCUGUAAGUGCUGUUAGUGUGUGAGACCUGCUCAGGGUCAGCGGGUAGUGACUGGUGAUGAUUCUGUGGGCUGUUGCUGAGUACCUAUUAAUGGCCCCCUCCUCUAGUCUGGAUGAGUCAUAACACACACACACUUUUCAGUGUUGUCUCCAGGGCUGUGUGAUAGAGAGAGGGGGCCGGAGGCGUCCAUUGAUUCCGUCUGUUAUUUCCUCCUGCCAGGUCGUAAUUCAAGGGAGCGAUGACAUCGCCAGUCGAGCCAUAGACCUGCUGAAAGAGAUUUACACCAACCUCGGACCAAAACUACAAGUCAAUCAGGUAACCUGGGUGUCCGCUGUCCCGGUGACAAUAACGGCUCAAUCUGCUGUUAGGUCAUCCUAAAUCAUCUAGCCAUUUUGAGUCAACCACUUACAUAUAAACACAGUCAUGAAUAGAAUAGUGAUUGUAUUGCCAAUCAAUUGUAGUUGAUUAUAAUUUAGACGGGGACAGUCCGUGUGAAACACCGCUACAGCAUCCCUUCCUCUGCGAGCCCCGUUGCACAUAUUGGUUUUAGGGACGUUAACCGGUUAGCCGGUGAAAAUACAUUUGACCAGUCAUGCUUAUCUGUCUUAUAGGUUCAUUUGAAUAAUUUAGUGGAAUUAAAUUGGCACGCGUGUAUUUUCGUUAGUCGUCAUGUAUCUUAUUUAUUACAUUUACAUUACAGUUACGUCAUUUAGCAGACGCUCUUAUCCAGAGCGACUUACAGGAGCAAUUAGGGUUAAGUGCCUUGCUUAAGGGCACAUCGACAGAUUUUUCACCUAGUCGGCUCGGGGAUUAGAACCAGCGACCUUUCGGUUACUGGCACAACGCUCUUACCCACUAAGCUACCUAUCACACGCGCACAGCAUACAGAGCCUAGUUUGAGGAGUGGAAUCACCUAUCACCUGUCAGACAGCACAAGAGCAUCUUCUCAAAAAGCUGGUACUGGAGUGAUAUGUGCUUUUUUUUAAGCCCAGUUGUUGCACAACAAAUAACAAUUCUAAAUGCAAUCGCGUGUUAAUAACUGUUUUGACGGCCACAAUUAAAAAGAGCUACUAUUUUUAUUUCUCAAUCUCAACUCAUAAUUAAAACGCUCCUCCCAUUCGCCAUUCGAGUGCAUAGGAUAUAGUCACCGGUAGGCAGGCUAUCAGCGCGUCACCCACCGCUUUACAAUGUGAGCUUGAGGCAGUAUAAUUGUUUGAAACCUGAAUGUUUUACUUUACUUGAAAUAAUGAGGAAUGUCUUACCUUGCUUCAAAGUAGCCUAGACAAAAUUCAGCCCUAGAAAUGUUGAGGCAAUUAUUUUAGAAAAGACUUCCUCGUGCCAUUAACCAGCAUUUCUCUCCUGUUCUAUUGGUUUUCAUAUUAACUUUUUUGUUGUUGUCUGGAAGCCAAAGGCACAAUCCUAGUCAUAUUAGUAACCCAUCCCAGUUGUUGCUAUUAGAUUCCCCCUCUUUCUAAAUUUCUAACUGAGAUUUUAAUCUCUGUCACAUAUAGAAUCGUUCGCAUUAGGUGCGCUGUUUAGAACAGUGUUUCCCCACAAAUUGCAUUUUGGCGAAUGUUUGAAAAUGGCGUUUUAUUAGCUGCUUCAUUAACCUCUACGGGAUCGAUGUCCCGUAUACGGGAUGGUUGAGCUAACGGGCGCUAAUGUGAUUAGCAUGACUGUUGUAAGUAACAGCUAACUUUCCAGGACAUAGACAAGUCUUAUAUGGGCAGAAAGCUUAAAUUAUUGUUAAUCUAACUGCACUGUCCAAUUUACAGUAGCUAUUACAGUGAAAGAAUACAAUGCUAUUGUUUGAGGAGAGUGCACAACAACAAAAAACGUAUCAAGGCAACUGGUUUGAUACAUUCACCUCUGAAGGUAAAUAAUGUACUUACAUUCAGUAAUCUUGCUCUGAUUUGUCAUCCUAAGGGUCCCAGAGAUAAAAUGUAGCAUAGUUUUGUUUGAUAAAAUCUAUUUUUAUAUUCAAAUGUAGGAACUGGGUCUCUGGCUCCACACCCACCCCGCCCGGCCAUCUAGAUGUGUGAAAGUUAGUGUAUAAGCUAAUGAUCCAUCAUGUAUGACAUUCCUGGGAGUGUGUAAACUUACAUUUUGUAUUACCAUAUAAUUUUUGUAUGUUCUCUAUAGUUAUGUACUUGAAAAUGUAUCAAUUGACCAAUUCGGCACAUUUGGGCAGACUUGAUACAUAAUAGUCCAGUAUUGCAAUGCUUCACUGGGUCAAUCGGAAACUUUGCACACACACUGCUGCCAUCUAGUGGCCAAAAUCUAAAUUGCCAUCUAGUGGCCAAAAUCUAAAUUGCCAUCUAGUGGCCAAAAUCUAAAUUGUGCCUAAACUGCAAUAUCAUAUUGUGGCCUUUCUCUUUCAUUUCAUAGAUGGAACAAAAAGAAUCAUAGAAAACGCAUGUUUUUUUGUUUUGUAUCAUCUUUUACCAGAUCUAAUGUGUUAUAUUCUCCUACAUUAAUUUCAAAUUUCCACUCAUUUCAAAGUGUUUCCUUUCAAAUGGUAUCAAGAAUAUGCAUAUCCUUGCUUCAGGUCCUGAGCUACAGGCAGUUAGAUUUGGGUAUGUCAUUGUAGGUGAAAAUUGAAAAAAAGGGUCCGAUCCUUAAGAGGUUUUAAAGCAGUUGCAUGUUCAAUAAUAGGCUAUAGCCUUUUGACUAAGACGAUAGGCUUGCUAUUGUUGCAUGUUUUCAUUAAGCUCAAUGAAAAAUGUCUGUUCCUUGUAUGCAUGCAUAGUAUUUUCUGUUGGUCACGUCAUUUUACUGUUUGGAAAAAUAUAACCGUUAGUUGACCGGUUAAUGAGGGUUGGUUAGUCGGAAGCAGAAUUGACCGAAAUGUGCAUCGCUAAUUGGUACUAUUUCCAGUACUAGCACCUGAUUCCUGAUGGAUGGAUUGGAACGCACUGCAGUUAGUUCCAUACAAACACUGUCAACCAUUAGACAUGAAUCUCCUUCUCCUGAACUCACUCCUCUGACUGUCCUUCCCCUCCUCUCCCCCCAUACAGGUAGAGAUCCACGAGGAUUUCAUCCAGUCAUGUUUCGACCGUCUGAAGGCGUCGUAUGAUACGCUGUGUGUCCUGGAAGGGGACAAGGACAGCAUCAACUCGGCCCGGCAGGAGGCCGUCCGCAUGGUCCGCGUGCUCACCGUGCUCAAGGAGUACAUCAACGAGUGUGACAGUGACUACCAUGAGGAGAGGACCAUACUGCCAAUGUCCAGGUAGGGGAGGACAUAGGCAGACAGACAAUAAUGCACGCAGAAGCACUGAUAUUGAGCCUGUUUUCCUGACAUGUUUUCCCAUUUUGUCCUGUCCACCUCUCUCUCUUUCUCUCCGUCUGUCUGUCCUCUCUGCUCUCUCUCUUUUUCAUACAUUUAGAUAAUUGCUGAGACUUGGUUAAAAAAGUCUGUGCUAGACUGUGUCUCUCUGAAUGGAUAUAAUGUUUAUAGAUCUGACAGAGCUAGCAGAGGUGGGGGUGUCGCCAUAUUCACAAAGAACAACUUGAAUGUUGCUGUCUGUAUUACUAGCUCUAUCCACAAGCAAUUUGAAUGUCUUGUCCUAAAUGUGGGCCUUGGUAAUAAUGCCCAACUAACGUUAGUGGGAGUUUAUCGCCCUCCCAAUUGCCCUUAACAAAUUGUCUGAUUUGCUGUCUACCUAUGCUAAAUCUCAAUUAAUAUUGGGUGAUCUUAACCUGGAUUUGUUGAUUCCAGUAUCAGAUAGACUGGAGGAUAUUUGUACUGAGCUAAAUUUAAUUCAACUGAUGACUAAACCAACCCGCCCCAACUUAAAUCACCCUGAAAAAAUCGAGUAUUUUGGAUAUCCUUCUAACAUAAGUAUACAGUCAAACAGAAUCUUUGCUAACGAGCUCAGUGACCAUUGUCCCAUUGCAUGUAUUAGAGAUAAUAAGCUACUUAAAUCGUGUCCAGGCAUUAUUACAAAGAUACAUUUUAGAACUUUCAAUGAGGAACAUUUCCUGUAUGACCUGGGGCUGUAUGAUUUGGGGGGGUGUCCUCCAUCUCUGAUUCAGAUCAGGCCCUUAAAUGUUUUACCUCUGUUUAACUCUGUUGCGCGUAAGAAUGCCACAUAUAACAGAUUAAGAGUAAAGGACAGAUCUAACCCAUAGUUCACGCAUGAAUUGUCUGAAAGAUUUCAUGGAAGAAACUUAGCUUGGGCUAAGGUUAGAUUGACUGAUUCUACCUCUGACUGUCAGUCCUUCAGACAUUUGAGAAGUAGAUGUCUUACUGUGGGCAAAGUCAACAUACUUCUUGAAUUGUGUAUCUGAGAGUGGUGGAAAUCCAGCUAAAUUCUGGAAAGUGGUCAAAUCUUUUUAAAAAAACAAAAAAAAACGACCCCCCUCAUUUCCCCAGCAGGUUAUGACAGCCUCUGGUACCAUUAUAGAGGCGAAAUAAAUUAUACCCUGAUGAAGACAGCUUGUCUGUGGAAAUGUUGGUUAUUAGGAUAUUAAAUGAUUGCAUCUCUGAGCUCCUAGAGUGUGCGGCUUUCCUUUUCUUUUUCAAGCCUCUGGUACCAUAACAGAUCAAAAUGACAUUGGUGGUGCUAAUUGAUAGCCAUUUUGCCUCAGCUAGCCAUCCUUUUGAAAGAACGGUUUCUGAAAAUACCUUCAUUACUCCCUUUUCAUCCUUUAUUCAACUCUAAACAGAUACCAGAGAAUGAUGCUCUUCCAGGCACUCACUAUUUAUUUUAAUUAAUUUUGUACCAUUUAUUUGCAGGAAAAUGUAUGUACAAAAAAAUACACAGGAGCUGAUUCGCUUCAUCCCUUUCUACUGCAGCUUUCUCCCCGCCUCAUUGUAGAAUAUUUUACCCACAUUUUUUAUUCAACAAUUGCUUCUGGUGCUAUCCCUAAGACCUGGAAGGCGGUGCAUGUCCUCCCCCUUUACACAAGUGGAGGUCCUUCUGGCCUAGAUAACUACCGCCCAAUUUCUAAACUAUCUUACCUUGCAAAAAUAUUAGAAUCACUGGCAAACUCUCAGCUAAUAACUUUUUUCACUUCAAAUGAUAUUCUUAAUGUAUACCAGUCUGGUUUUAGACCAAGCUACGCUUGUCUUAAAUUAUAUACACUACCGGUCAAAAGUUUUAGAACACCUACUCAUUCAAGGGUUUUUCUUUAUUUUUACUAUUUGCUACAUUGUAGAAUAAUAGUGAAGACAUCAAAACUAUGAAAUAACACACAUGGAAUCAUGUAGUAACCAAAAAAUUGUUAAACAAAUCAAAAUAUAUUUUAUAUUUGAGAUUCUUCAAAUAGCCACCCUUUGCCUUGAUGACAGCUUUGCACACUCUUGGCAUUCUCGCAACCAGCUUCAUGAGGUAGUCACCUGGAAUGCAUUUCAAUUAACAGGUGUGUCUUCCUAAAAGUGAAUUUGUGGAAUUUCUUUCCUUAAUGCGUUUGAGCCAAUCAGUUGUGUUGUGACAAGGUGGGGGGGGGGGUAUACAGAAGAUAGCCCUAUUUGGUAAAAGACCAAGUCCAUAUUAUGGCAAGAACAGCUGAAAUAAGCAAAAGAGAAACGACAGUCCAUCAUUACUUUAAGACAUGAAGGGCAUUCAAUCCGGAAAAUUUGCAGUCGCAAAAACCAUCAAGCGCUAUGAUGAAACUGGCUCUCAUGAGGACCACCACAGGGAUGGAAGACCCAGAGUUACCUCUGCUGCAGAGGAUAAGUUCAUUAGCGUUACCAGCCUCAGAGAUUGCAGCCCAAAUAAAUGCUUCACAGAGUUCAAGUAACAGACGCAUCUCAACAUCAACUGUUCAGAUGAGACUGUUUGAAUCAGGCCUUCAUGGUCGAAUUGCUGCAAAGAAACCACUACUAAAUGACACCAAUAUGAAAUGAGACUUGCUUGGGCUAAGAAACACGAGCAAUGGUCUGGAGUCCAAAUUGUAGAUUUUUGGUUCCAACCGCCGUGUCUUUGUGAGACGCUGUGUGUGAAUGGAUGAUCUCCGCAUGUGUAUUUCGCACUGUAAAGCAUGGAGGAGGUGUUAUGGUGUGGGGGUGCUUUUUUGGUUACUACAUGAUUCCAUAUGUGUUAUUUCAUAGUUUUGAUGUCUUCACUAUUAUUCUACAAUGUAGAAAAUAGUAAAAAAUAAAGAAAAACCCUUAAAUGAGUAGGUGUUCUAAAACUUUUGACCGGUAGUGUAUUAAAUUGCUUAGAUCAUAGGAAUCACUGCUGCCAUAUUUGUAGACCUAUCUAAGGCCUUUGAUACUGUCGACCAUCCCCUACUCAUUCAAAGAUUGUCUGAAAUUGGCCUCGACCAGGUGUCUUGCAAGUGGUUUGGGAACUAUCUGUCAGACAGGACACUGUGUGCUUUCUGAUGUUGUCAAGUAACCUUGAUAUUACUAAAGGUGUCCCGCAGGGGUCGAUUUUGGGACCUGUCCUUUUUACAAUUUAUAUAAAUAAUAUUGGUCUAUCUGCAAAAACCUGUAACAUUCAUCUGUAUGUAUGCUGAUGACACUUAUGUACGCUAUUGCCCCUAUGACACCCCUAUUUAUGCAACUGCCCCCAAUUGUUGUAGCUGCAAUCUGAUUUUGUUGCCUUGCUGAUAAAAAAAAAAAAAAAAAAACGAAAUGUAUGCUGUUUUGUAAUUCUCAUUGAAAUAUAUAUUUCAGAUGGCUUACACAUUUAUGCAUUGGAUGGGUGUUUCAUCGAGCAGGUUCCCGCCUAUAAAUAUCUGGCCUUUUGGAUUGACAAUAAUUUGCAGUUUUAAAAAAACAUACCGAUGGGCAAGUUAAGAAGCUGAGAUUUAAAGUAGGCUUUUUCUAAUAGAAAUAGAUCAUGCCUCUCCCUAAACAGCAGGAAGCAGAUUGUACAGUCAACUUUCCUGCCAGUUCAUGACUACACCUUUUAUCAUAGUGCCCUUGGCUUUAUCACCGGUUACAGUUUUAAAACGCAUCACUGCAUCAUGUAUCAAAAGGUUGGCUGGUCCUCAUUAAAGUCCCGUAGAUGUCUUCAUUACUUCGUUUUUGUUUACAAAGUGCUACUACACAAGCUUCCUACCUCAUUUCACUGUUAAAAUAAAAAAAAUAUGAGACACCAAACCCGUUCACAGGGAUGGUUAACUCUCCAAGUUCCACUAGUGCGUACCGUUGUAGGUAAAUCCGCUUUCACUUUUAGUGCUGCCCCAGUUUUUAGAAUAGCUUAUAAAACUCCCUACGUCUUGACACCCUGGUGCUGCUAGGGAAGUUUAGGACUUUAAUGUUGUAUGAAUUGAAUGACAAUUGCCACUGUUUGGAUUGGAUAAUUGUAUUUGUGGUGUUUGAAGCUGUAGUGUUGAUUCUGUAAUUUGUAUUUUAUUUUUACUGAUCAUUUUGAAUUUGUUGUAUUGUUGUCCUCAGGGCACCAUUUGGAAAUGAGACCCUGGUCUCAAUGGGUUCCCCUGAAUAAAGUUAGGUAAAAAUCUCCUCUCUCUCCUUUCUCUCAGGGCGUUCCGGGGGAAGCACAUCACGUUGAUUGUGCGUUUCCCUAACCAGGGCCGUCAGGUGGAUGACCUGGACAUCUGGUCUCACACCAACGACACCAUUGGCUCGGUGCGCCGCGGCAUCCUCACACGCAUCAAGGCCAACGCCACGCACACCAAGAUAGAGCUCUUCAUUGGCGGGGAGGUCAUCGACCCGGCCGACGACAGGAAGCUGAUUGGCCAGCUCAACCUGAAAGACAAAGCGGUGAGCGUAAUGUUUUGACGAGUCACAUUCUUUCUUCCUCUGGUCUUGACAGUUUAUUUUUUGUGUAGGUUAGAGUUUGGGUAAUGUUUCUGUGAUUAUUUAUACAAAAUGGUUUGUCUGAUGUCUUAUAUUCUCCCAUGUGCGUGCGUGUGUGUAGUUGAUCACAGCCAAGCUGACCCAGGUGAGUGCCAACAUGCCCUCCAGCCCAGACAGCUCCUCGGACUCUUCCACUGGCUCACCUGGUAACCACGGCAACCACUUCAGCGAAGGGCCCAAUCCCGAGGUGGAGAGCUGUCUCCCUGGAGUGGUGAGUGAAUUUAAACACUCUCACAGCUGCUUCCCCAGAGUGGCUCGUCACCCCUCUCAUGUUAUUUCGUCAGUCACCGUUACUUGGGAAGGGUGCCUAGCUCUCUUGGUCCCUGCCUAGAAAACAAUUCAAAUUGUUGCCUUUGAUAGGAAAGCAUCCAGAUAGUAGAAAGUCUCCUUUGUCAAAAGGCCAUAUUCAGCUACAGGGGCUCUGCAGUUUCUACUGUUCUCUAGUCCACAGUCCACACUUGUAACUACUGUCAUCAAAACAAGUUUGUCUCAAAAAGGUGGAUGUCUGGCCUAUCGGUGCAUUAUUGCAGAUGAGUAAAUGGACCAGAGCUAACCCCUUGUCUCUUCUCUCUGGUCUCUCUCUCUGUCUUCAGAUCAUGUCUCUCCACCUGCGCUACAUCUCCUUCCUGUGGCAGGUAGCAGACCAGGGCUGUAGCCUCAACAUGCAUCUGCUGCGAGACGGAGCCAGAGUACUCAUGAAGCUCAUGCCUCCAGGUACAAUAUUCUCUGUGGGACAUAUGGGCCGUGCCUCGAUUCUCCAACCUUCUCCUGAAAUGUGCACUUGCACACUCCUCGUCAUGGAUUUAAAAAUAUUGGGUUGGGAUAGUUUUCCGGCAUUGUUAAAUCUAUGAUGGGAAGCGUGCAAGUACACAUUUCAGGAGAAAGUUGGAGAAUUGGGAUGAAGCCAUAGAUGGGUUUCUUUCAUGAAAAUGCUAUAUUUUUCUCAAAGAUGUGAAUUUGGCUGAAUAUUUACCAAGCCUGCACGGGUGGAGAAAUGUGAGAUGUGUAUAUGACCGAUAUACAGGUAACAGCCAAAAUAAAGAUAAUAAAGCUCCACAAGUGUUCAGUUGGGUUGCGAUCUAGUGACUGAAACACACACACACCCUUUAAACCCCCUUUGAUCCUUUGAGACUCCUCUUUCAAAGUCACUGAGAUCUCUUCUAGCCAUGAUAGACAAAAUAAUGUCUCACUCACUCACCGGCCAGUUUAUUAGGUACACACAUCUAGUACCGGGUCGGACCCCCCUUUUGCCUCCAGAACAGCCUGAAUUCUUCGGGGCAUUCUACAAGGUGUCGGAAACAUUCCAUAGGGAUGUUGGUCCAUGCUGACCCAAUGGCAUCACACGGUUACAGCAGAUUGGACGGCGGUACAUUCAUGCUGUGAACAACCCGUUCUAUCUCACCACAAAGAUACUCUAUUGGGUUGAGGUCUGUGGACUGCGUAGGCCACUCAAGUAAACUGAACUCGCUGUCAGGUGAUGUUUUUCCACUCCUCAAUAGUCCAGUGUUGGUGAUCGCGUGCCCACUGGAGCCGCUUCUUCUUGUUUUUAGCUGAUAGGAGUGGAACCCGGUGUGGUCAUGUGCUGCAAUAGCCCAUCCGUGACAAAGAUCGACAAGUUGUGCGUUCUGAGAUGCUGUUUUUCACAACGCUGUUGUACUGCGCCGUUAUUUGUCUGUCUGUGGCCUGCCUGUUAGCUUGCAAGAUUCUUGCAAUUCUCUUUCGAACCCCCCUCAUCAACGAGCUGUUUUCGCCCACAGGACUGCUGCUGACUAAAUGUUUUUUGUUUGUCGCACCAUUCACGGUAAACCGUAGACACUAUCGUGCAUGAAAAGCCCAGGAGGGCGGACGUUUCUGAGAUACUGGAUCCGGCGCGCCUGGUAUUGACGAUCAUACCACGCUCAGUCGCUUAGGUCACUCGUUUUGCCCAUUCUGACGUUCAAUCGAACAGUAACUGAAUGCCUCAAAGCCUGUCUGCCUGCUUUAAAUAGCAAGACACGGCCAUAUGACCCACUGUCUGUAGGAGUGAUCCAUUUUCUUAAACUGGGUGGUGUACCUAAUAAACUGGUCAGUGAGUAUACUGUAUAGAAGCUGUUGAUUGUGUUUGUGUAGAUGACAGUACAGUAUAGAACCUGUUGUUCAUGUAGAUGACAGUACAGUAUAGAACCUGUUGAUUGUGUUUGUGUAGAUGACAGUACAGUAUAGAAGCUGUUGAUUGUGUUUGUGUAGAUGACAGUACAGUAUAGAACCUGGUGAUUUGUGUUUGUGUAGAUAACAAUACAGUACAGAACCUGUUGAUAGUGUAGAUGACAGUACAGUACAGAACCUGGUGAUUUGUGUUUGUGUAGAUAACAGUACCGUGGAGAGCCUGCGUGGUGUGUGUCUGGACCAUGCCAAGCUGGGAGAGAACGGCCUCAGCCCCACACUGGACUCGCGCUUCUUUGGCCCCUCGCCAUCACAAGUCCUCUACCUCAUAGAGGUGGGUCUCAUCGUGUGUGUAUGUGGUCGCUGCUGAUUGACUGUCUCAUCAUUACCAUAGCAGGUGCUGUACACUUUGCUCUCUGUUGACCAGUUCCACUGUGUGUACAUCUCUCUUCCCCUACCCACCUUAGGUGGUGUAUGUGUUGCUCAUGCCAGCCAGCUCCACAUUGGGUGAGGACGCCAGCGACUUCCAGUACAACUUCCUGAAGAGUGGCGGGCUGCCGCUGGUACUGAGCAUGCUCACACGGAACAACUUCCUGCCGUCGGCCGACAUGGAGACACGGCGAGGGGCGUACCUCGACGCUCUUAAGAUCGGCAAACUGCUACUCACCGCUGUUGGGUUCGGACACGUCAAAGCCGUGGCCGAGGCCUGCCAGCCCAACGCUGAGGGGACCACACCCAUCUCACCGGUUACUUAGUUACUCAGUUAUACAUACACACACACACACACAAACGCAUGCGUGUGAAGUAGAACUAGGAUUGUGACAGCCGUGUCGAUGUUAACAUCCUCUUUCCCUUUCUUCAGAUCAACCAGGCCACUCAUGACCAAGCCCUGGUCCUCCAGAGUGCCCUGCAGAACAUCCCCAACCCUGCUUCUGAGUGCAUGCUCCGCAACGUAGCUAUACGCCUGGCCCAACAGAUCUCUGACGAGGUGAGAGGGGAAGGGGGGGGGGGGUAAAUCUAGGGAGGGAGAGACUGAAGAGAAAGCUGAAUAAGGAAUAAAAAGAGGAGAUAGGAGGAGAGACAUUAUGUAGGCUACUAUGUUAUUGACUGUAAUAUCUCCUCUAAUUUAAGUCUCUCCCCCUCCCUCCCGUCCCUCCCAGAACUUCUUCCAGGCGUCGAAGUAUAUCCCUGACAUCUGUGUGAUCCGGGCAGUGCAGAAGAUAGUGUGGGCUUCAGGCUGUGGCACCAUACAGCUGGUCUUCAGCUCCAACGACGAGAUCAGCAAGAUCUAUGAGAAGGUACCUACUGUGUAGCUGUUUAUCAUUCCACCAUCAGUCCAUUGAUGAAUUGAUGUUAUCUACUUUUAUUUAGGUCUCAGUCUGAGGAGAUUGUAGUGGGGUGUUGUGUGUAGGCCACUGCCACUCAUUGAGUUUAUUUGUAUUGACACAAGUGUUUUGUCGUCAGUGUAUCUUCUUCCUUGAUAAGGCUGUUUUUUUUGUUUGGCCUGUACAGUCACAGAUCUGUUUGUUGUGUUUGGCCUGUACAGUCACAUAUCUGUUUGUUGUGUUUGGCCUGUACAGUCACAGUUGAGUGUUUCUGUCGUACUUGUUCUGUAAGUGGGAUGACGAGGUGUGUGUGUGUGUGUGUGUGUGCUUGGUUGGUGCUUACUGAGGUGAAUAAUAGGUUGAUUAUGUGCACUGUGCACCUGCUGUUUACUUCCUGAAAUACAGAGAAGAGGUUAGUGUGUUGUAAACUCACAGCGGUGUGUUUGUUCUCCCCCUCUACAGACGAACAUGGGUAAGGAGCCGGACGGGGAGGAUGAGCAGGUGUGCUGUGAGGCCCUGGAGGUCAUGACCCUGUGUUUCGCUCUGCUGCCCACCGCUCUGGACACACUCAGUAAGGAGAAGGCCUGGCAGACCUUCAUCAUAGACCUGCUACUGCACUGCCACAGCAAGUAUGUACCCCCGCUGUCUGUCUUGUCUUUCUAUCAGAUGUUUUAGCGUUGAGUUGGAGCAAAAGCCUGCCACUCCUCAAGGAUGUUUGCCACUGGUGUACCACAUUGGUCUCUGUCUAACUGCUUUGUGUAGUGGACGAGCAUAUGGGGCUGUCUGUGUCUAUGGUAAUAAUGGUCCUCUCUGAUCUGUCCCCAGGUCAGUUGGUAGAUUGAUGGAUUAGUUUGUCUGUGGUUUAAUUGUCUUCUCUGAUCUAUUUCCAGGUCAGUUCGUCAGAUGGCCCAGGAGCAGUUCUUCCUCAUGGCCACCAGGUGUUGCAUGGGCCACCGACCCCUCCUCUUCUUCAUCACCCUCCUCUUCACUGUGCUGGGGGUACGUAGUAGCACCUCUCUGUUCACUGUGCUGGGGGUACGUAGCAGCACCUCUCUGUUCACUGUGCUGGGGGUACGUAGCAGCACCUCUCUGUUCACUGUGCUGGGGGUACGUAGCAGCACCUCUCUGUUCACUGUGCUGGGGGUACGUAGCAGCACCUCUCUGUUCACUGUGCUGGGGGUACGUAGCAGCACCUCUCUGUUCACUGUGCUGGGGGUACGUAGCAGCACCUGUCUGUUCACUGUGCUGGGGGUACGUAGCAGCACCUCUCUGUUCACUGUGCUGGGGGUACGUAGCAGCACCUCUCUGUUCACUGUGCUGGGGGUACGUAGCAGCACCUCUGCUCAUUACGAUCACUGCAAUUAUGGCCCUGUUCAAAUACAUUGAACUUGUACCCUUAACAUCUUCAUUCGUUGAAGUAAAUCCCAAAUAAUAAUAAGCAAAGGGUCUAUUCUAUCAUAGCUUUCACCUAUCCAGCCAUGUCAGAGCACUGAUCACUUCUAUGAAGGGGAGGAUGGAAGUAUGCAUGUAUAAAGUAGGGGUUUAGAAAGCUGUUCAUUGGUUUUCCUGGCUUUUCAACAGAUCUUUAAAGCGCAACGGAAGGCAAUACACUUAUCUGAUAGAAAACGGCCUAUGUGGCAUCGAUAUUAGUCAAACAUUUAUUCUAGUGUAAAUUUACUACAAAGUGUAAAUAGGAUUAUUUUGGUCAUAAAGUCAGUCUCGUCCAAAACAGAGUAUUGUGAGUUCGUCAUGACUUGCUUGAGGGUUGGGUUUUGAUUUCGUCAAUGCUCACAUGCCCACUAACACAACACACAGACAGACAGUGAGACAGACCUGUCCAUCAGCGCAGCAGAUCUGACUUUGUUUACAUAAGACAACACGUCGCAAAUUUUUUUACUUGAGAAAUACUGCACCAAACACCUUAGCUAGAUGUAAAAUUGUGUAGAUAAAACCUCCUCGGGGAAAAAAAGUCAAACUUAUUUUGAUUUCAUGAGUUAUCUUAGAUUCAUACACAAAAAUGUAUGCACGCACGACUGUAAGUCGCUUUGGAUAAAAGCGUCUGCUAAAUGGCAUAUUAUAUUAUUAUUCAGACUAUUUUCAGGAAGUGAUACCAGCUUUAUUCAAAAAAUUGUGUAAAUAAUUUUUUGAAUGGUAAUGUUUUCAAUGUAAACUUAAAUUACAAAAUAUCAAGUAUCUAGAAAAUAUUUUGAUUUUGUAAUUAUGUUUGAGUCACUCAGAUAGCAUAAGAACACUGGCAAAAUGUGCAAAACUCAUUUUGUUGGCUGAUGAAAAGUAAAUGUGGACAGUUCUUAAAAUAUCUUCAAUAUGCGCCUCGGAAUUAGAUAAGGACGCGCGCAGUUGCGUCCCCGAUGUGUCUGUCUUCACUUGUAGCCUGUGAGAAAGACCCGAUAACGAGGUGCUUCGGAGCAUGCAGCCGGGAGAAGGGAAUUAUAAUUAUUAUAUUCAGCCCAAGGGCACAAUGGACACAACGGCCACAACCCUCCCUCAAAUCGUUUGGAGAAAAUAUCCUUUCUAUUUUAUUCAGCUUUGUUCAAUUGUAUUCUUCAUACUAUAAAAUGUCACAGAAUUCUAAGCAAAUCUUUUCUGCUAAAUGAACUAGUGUAGCCCACAGCCAUAUGGUAUAGCCAGAUCAGGGCCUAGCAUAAGGACAACUCAGAGUAUGCUAUUCUGUUGUUCUGAAGUAGACUAAAACAAAUAAUGGAUUUAUUAGACUUUUUUUUAAUGUAGAUGUUCCAAAGUUCUGCAUCAGUGGCUUGUAGGCUAUGCGUGGAAGCCAGGAGAUGCUAAAUGUGUUUAUGUCAAUUACCGUGAGAUCGCCAGUUAUUUGCUUGACAAUCACCGGGUGACAAAAUGUCAUGAAUGCCACAGCACCAGCCACACCCCCACCACGCCUACCACCUAAGCCUCAUUUUGAUCCAGAAAACAACCUGCAGGUAAUACAGUGGGGAGAACAAGUAUUUGAUACACUGCCGAUUUUGCAGGUUUUCCUACUUACAAAGUAUGUAGAGGUCUGUAAUUUUUAUCAUAGGUACACUUCAACUGUGAGAGACGGAAUCUAAAACAAAAAUCCAGAAAAUCACAUUGUAUGAUUUUUAAGUAAUUAAUUUGCAUUGUAUUGCAUGACAUAAGUAUUUGAUACAUCAGAAAAGCAGAACUUAAUAUUUGGUACAGAAACCUUUGUUUGCAAUUACAGAGAUCAUACGUUUCCUGUAGGUCUUGACCAGGUUUGCACACACUGCAGCAGGGAUUUUGGCCCACUCCUCCAUACAGACCUUCUCCAGAUCCUUCAGGUUCGGGGCUGUCGCUGGGCAAUACGGACUUUCAGCUCCCUCCAAAGAUUUUCUAUUGGGUUCAGGUCUGGAGACUGGCUAGGCCACUCCAGGACCUUGAGAUGCUUCUUACGGAGCCACUCCUUAGUUGCCCUGGCUGUGUGUUUCGGGUCGUUGUCAUGCUGGAAGACCCAGCCACGACCCAUCUUCAAUGCUCUUACUGAGGGAAGGAGGUUGUUGGCCAAGAUCUCGCGAUACAUGGCCCCAUCCAUCCUCCCCUCAAUACGGUGCAGUCGUCCUGUCCCCUUUGCAGAAAAGCAUCCCCAAAGAAUGAUGUUUCCACCUCCAUGCUUCACGGUUGGGAUGGUGUUCUUGGGGUUGUACUCAUCCUUCUUCUUCCUCCAAAUACGGCGAGUGGAGUUUAGACCAAAAAGCUCAUCAGACCACAUGACCUUCUCCCAUUCCUCCUCUGGAUCAUCCAGAUGGUCAUUGGCAAACUUCAGACGGGCCUGGACAUGCGCUGGCUUGAGCAGGGGGACCUUGCGUGCGCUGCAGGAUUUUAAUACAUGACGGCAUAGUGUGUUACUAAUGGUUUUCUUUGAGACUGUGGUCCCAGCUCUCUUCAGGUCAUUGACCAGGUCCUGCCGUGUAGUUCUGGGCUGAUCCCUCACCUUCCUCAUGAUCAUUGAUGCCCCACGAGGUGAGAUCUUGCAUGGAGCCCCAGACCGAGGGUGAUUCACCGUCAUCUUGAACUUCUUCCAUUUUCUAAUAAUUGCGCCAACAGUUGUUGCCUUCUCACCAAGCUGCUUGCCUAUUGUCCUGUAGCCCAUCCCAGCCUUGUGCAGGUCUACAAUUUUAUCCCUGAUGUCCUUACACAGCUCUCUGGUCUUGGCCAUUGUGGAGAGGUUGGAGUCUGUUUGAUUGAGUGUGUGGACAGGUGUCUUUUAUACAGGUAAGGAGUUCAAACAGGUGCAGUUAAGACAGGUAAUGAGUGGAGAACAGGAGCGCUUCUUAAAGAAAAACUAACAGGUCUGUGAGAGCCGGAAUUCUUACUUGUUGGUAGGUGAUCAAAUACUUAUGUCAUGCAAUAAAAUCCAAAUUAAUUACUUAAAAAUCAUACAAUGUGAUUUUCUGGAUUUUUGUUUUAGAUUCUGUCUUUCACAGUUGAAGUGUACCUAUGAUAAAAAUUACAGACCUCUACAUGAUUUGUAAGUAGGAAAACCUGCAAAAUCGGCAGUGUAUCAAAUACUUGUUCUCCCCACUGUACAUGUGUAAAGCACAGUACUAUUAGGGUGUCCACCCACUCUGCUCAGAGUGGGUGAAAACGCGCUUGGUGAUGACAUUUCACUUCCUAAUGUUAUUAAAUACAUUUUACCAAGACAAAUAUGAUUCUUCGUGUUCUGAAUCGUUCAUACAUCCGAUAAUAAGCACCGAGCUCUGUUGACAGAUAGUAAAAUUAGCACGACACAAGCUUAAUUAAAUGGAAAAAGCUUUGAAAAUAAAAAGCUUGCGAUACACUGUUCCGUUGACAUUUCACUGAGAAGCUUGUUUUUGUAAGACGACCUCUGAAAAAAGAACAAACUUCGCAUUAACAUGAACAGCGUAUACUAAAAUAUGAAAAUACUACAUGUAAUGUCUCAAUGAUAUAUAUCUUAACUCUAUACUGGAUUUGAGUAGAAAGAUGACCAGUUCAAUAGUGAGCCUGUCAGGUAGCCAGUAGAAAGAUGACCAGUUCAAUAGUGAGCCUGUCAGGUAGCCAGUAGAAAGAUGACCAGUUCAAUAGUGAGCCUGUCAGGUAGCCAGUAGAAAGAUGACCAGUUCAAUAGUGAGCCUGUCAGGUAGCCAGUAGAAAGAUGACCAGUUCAAUAGUGAGCCUGUCAGGUAGCCAGUAGAAAGAUGACCAGUUCAAUAGUGAGCCUGUCAGGUAGCCAGUAGAAAGACGACCAGUUCAAUAGUGAGCCUGUCAGGUAGCCAGUAGAAAGAUGACCAGUUCAAUAGUGAGCCUGUCAGGUAGCCAGUAGAAAGAUGACCAGUUCAAUAGUGAGCCUGUCAGGUAGCCAGUAGCCUUCAUUCUCUCACAGCAUCCAGCCUAGCUGACACCAUGCUAUUUCCAGAUUUUUAAUCACCUUUUUUCUCUGGCCAUUGAUUUAGUCGCCCUAAUUUUGACCUCCCUACGAGGGUAAAAACUCCAAUAAAUUUUGAACUGAUUAUGAUAGCGACAUGAGGUUUGGACCAUUGGUUUUCUUAGAGGAUUAUCUACACAAUUAACAUUUUACCCAUUGGUCAAAAUAUGGUGUUUUUGAUUGGACACCCUAUACUAAAGUUAAUUGACAUGUCUUCCAGAGCACAGCUAAGGAACGGGCCAAGCAUGCUGGGGACUACUUCACCCUGCUCAGGCACCUCCUGAACUAUGCCUACAACAGCAACAUCAACCUGCCCAACGCAGAGGUGCUUCUCAACAACGAGAUCGACUGGCUCAAGAGGAUCAGGGUACGACCAUGUUGUUCCAGCCUGACAUUGUGUAAUAAUGAAUAACCGCCCUGAGCUUUGUGUAGAGUUAAUUGCAGCUCAUGGCUGAGGUUCUAGUCGUUGGUCAGACUUUGGCUGUAUUCAUUAGGGCACACGUUAGCAGAAUGUUAAUCAUGGAAAACAAAAGCAAGCGGUUGUUAUACGACAAGUACAUGUAGUCCCCCUAUCUCUGUUUGCUUCUGAUUGGUGCUUAAUGAAUAUGACCCUGGUUGUGACUAAUAUGCGUGUGCCUCUGCGUGUGUGUCUCUGCGUGCGUGUGUGUGUCUCUGCGUGCGUGUGUGUCUCUGCGUGCGCGUGUGUGUCUCUCUGCGUGCGUGUGUGUGUGUCUCUGCGUGUGUGUGUGUGUGUCUCUGUGUGUGUGUGUGUGUGUCUCUGCGUGCGUGUGUGUGUCUCUGCGUGCGUGUGUGUGUGUGUCUCUCUGCGUGUGUGUGUCUCUGUGUUUGUGUCCCAGGAUGAGGUGAAGAGAACAGGGGAGACGGGCGUUGAGGAGACCAUCCUGGAGGGCCACAUCGGAGUUACCAAGGAGCUGCUGGCCUUCCAAACACCAGAGAAGAAGUACUACAUCGGCUGUGAGAAGGGAGGGGCCAACCUCAUCAAGGUAGGCUGGCACAUCCAUUUUGUAUUGUAUUGACUCUUUCUACUUAUUCACCAACUUGGCCCUUGACAACAUUUGAUUUGGCCCGCCAGAGGCUUCCAGCAGGACCUUAUGUAGUGAUAAACAAUGUUUUUUCUUGUUUUAGCAUUGAUCUUCAUAUCUGAAUGUGGCUAUAAUAAAUGUGUUGCAAGGCAGUAAAUGUUGCUUUCUUACCCUGUAUUAACUAACUCUCUCUCUCCGCUCUCUCCCUUCUCUCCAGGAGUUGAUAGACGACUUCAUCUUCCCAGCGUCUAACGUGUACCUGCAGUACAUGAAGAGUGGGGAGUUCCCUACGGAGCAGGCCAUCCCUGUCUGCAGCAGCCCUGCCUCCAUCAACGCAGGCUUCGAGCUGCUGGUGGCUCUGGCAGUGAGCUGUGUCCGGAACCUCAAGCAGAUCGUCGACAUGCUCACUGACAUGUACUACCUAGGUAUUGAUUGUCUGAUUCAUUGAUUUAUUGAUUUGUUUGCCCUGUACAGUGGAACCAAUGGAAGCUCCAAGUGAAGCCCACCUAAAAUAUUUGAGACAUUUGACCCAGGUCGUUGCCUCCCCUCCCCUGUCAGGUGUGAAGCCCACAUAUACAUUUUAUUGUCUGUGUUUGAUCAACAGGUUGUGAGGCUCUGACAGAGUGGGAGUACCUCCCCCCAGUGGGACCGCGGCCCACCAAAGGCUUUGUGGGGCUGAAGAACGCCGGGGCUACCUGCUACAUGAACUCGGUCAUCCAGCAGCUCUACAUGAUCCCCCCCAUCCGGAACGGCGUCCUGGCCGUGGAGGGCACCGGCACCGACGUGGACGAUGACAUGUCCGGCGAUGAGAAGCAGGAGAACGAGGUAACGCAGGAGAGAGAGGUAACAAGGAACAGGUUUGGUCAUAGGAGUGAUGUUUUAAUUGUUUGUUGGUUGAUCCGUGUUUCGUCUGCUUCUUUAAAAAGCUGCAGUUGGUACUGUUGUCAUUCAUUCAUUCAUUCAUAGGUACUGUUGUCAUUCAUUCAUAGUUGUCAUUCAUAGUUUAAUCAUAAUCAAUGUGGGGUGUUUCAUUUAAAAUGUUUUUUUCCCAAUUGUGUCCUAAUGAACAGGACCCAGCUUAACCCUGUGUGUCCCUCGGCCCCCUACAGAGUAACGCAGACCCGCGGGAUGAGGUGUUCAGCUACAACCAGCAGAUUGACGACAAGCCAUCGCUCAGUAAGUCAGAGGACAGGAAGGAGUACAACAUUGGGGUGCUGCGCCACCUGCAGGUCAUCUUUGGUCACCUGGCCUCCUCCAGACUGCAGUACUAUGUACCCCGGGGCUUCUGGAAACAGUUCAGGUCAGUGGAGACUGGAGGGGAGAGAUUGAUUUACCUGGUUUGGGAGGAAAAAGAUGGGUAAAAUAUGUACCAGUAUGUUAAAUACAAUCAAACACUUGACCGACGCUGGAUUUAGUUUGCCCUGUACAAUGGAACCAAUAGUUUAGUCCCACCUUUCCUCCCCAUCUCCCGUCCCUCUCUCCCACCAUCUCUUCUAAUCUCACCCACGUAACCCCCCCCUCCUGUAGGUUAUGGGGUGAGCCGGUGAACCUGCGAGAGCAGCACGAUGCCCUGGAGUUCUUCAACUCCCUAGUGGACAGUCUGGACGAGGCUCUGAAGGCCCUGGGUCACCCGGCCACGCUUAGCAAGGUGCUGGGGGGAUCCUUCGCCGACCAGAAGAUCUGCCAGGGGUGCCCACAUAGGUAACACACACACACUGCACCUUGGGAAAAUAUCUCAAAUCAAUUAUAUCUUCGCAAAUCGUAACUGUAACCAUUAGAGUGGAGAAUGUGAAACUGACUUGAGAUCAGGUCUAGGGGCAACAUGGACUAAUACUUAUUGUUAGCGCACCUGAGGAUAAUUGAUUUGAAAAUGUCAAUUUCUGCACAGAGAGAGAUUUGUAGUGGUUUAAUUAGAGCUGGGAGAUAUGACCUAAAAAUCAUAUCUCGAUUUGGGCGAUUCACAAUAUAUAUCUAAAAAAUAAAAAUAAAAUGUAUUUUUAAUGUUUUCUCUAAAUAAGCGUUGUUGUACAAUUAAAGGUCAAAUACACUGCGUUUCAAACAGUCUGCAAUAAUCUAAUGAAUUCAGGGCUUGUGAAGUUACACCUAGGCUAAAUAUAAGUCUUCCACAACCAUAAGACCCACUAAUAAUUUAAUUAUUUUAUCAAAAUAGUUCAACCUGCUUUUUUUUUUUCAAUAAUAAUCACUGAUCUGGCUUUCAAGGCUGUCUAUGAAAAUGCCCUUUUGUUAAAAAUGUAACCAGAACCAUGAAUAAACACAUUCACUAAUAAAUUACUAACUUCUUGUAGCAGGAAUUAGGCUAUAAAACAUUUACACAGGUCUCAUCAACAAUCUCUCAAGCCAACGUGCUAGUGAUUAGCCAGCUAAUCUUUAUUAUUUCAAGUUUAGCCAACUUGGAUCUAUUUGCUAGCUAACAAGGUUGAACAGUUGAAUUGUUAUGAACACACCCUUCUGUCUGCCUCCAACUGUUUGAAAAGCAUGUUAGCUUGUCCACUUUGUUCAGAUGUUGAAAUCAAGUGGCCUACCUUACUUCUCAGAAUGAGAAUGAGUUGAUAGUUCCUUAUAUAAGUGUUUUAUGCUUAUUGCACAUUUAUAAAACACAGACUAGACAGCUAUUAUAACAGUCUUUGGCUAAAAUGCUGAUAGCGGUACGUGGUACCCCAAUGCUGCACGCGACAAACUGAGCAUUCAUUUUUCAGAAUCAAUGUUCAUUGAUACUCUUGUUUUAGUAGUGUCUGCUCUGCACGCAAUUUGAGUAGUUGAGAAAUAAAAAGGGCAUCGUUAGACAAGUUAACUUCUCCUCUAUUACAGUAAAAUAAUGUCUCAAUGUGUUUUGGUGUCCAUAUGACCGAUUCUGUUAGACCAAACCUCAAAUGCAAACAGCGAGUUGAAACCGCUUGUCAGAGAGGAAGACGUGAUCUUUCAACUUUGUUGGCUUGAGAGGCAGGGGGAGGGGCUUGGCGUGUGUGUAAACCAUAGAGGAAGAGGCCAACUAAAAUCUGUCCAAAAUAAGCCCAAUGCGUUUCUAUGGGCUUAUUUAGGAUCUAAGCUUGUCGCCUGCCUUCCCGCCUUUGGGACAACGACUCCCAUUAUUAGGGUGGAGACGUGCAUCUCGUCAUUAUAUACAGAUCUCUGGUGUAAAUGGGAAGGUGCACACAGCACAGAGGAGUGAGGUAGACGAGACCAAAAAUACAACAUGAAAACAAGCGGACAUAAACGCUCAUGAAAAUACAAAAUAACAACCUUGAUUCUUGCGAUUCAAGCAUUUGGAAUAUCGCGAUAAAACAUGAAUUUGAAUUAAUUGUAUAUAUCGCCCAGCCCUAGGUUUAAUAUGAGGCUGCUACAGUGUUGGUGGUAACUUAUGUGGAUACUGUGUGUUCAUGUGUGCGUGCUCCAGGUAUGAGUGUGAGGAGUCGUUCACCACUCUGAAUGUAGACAUCAGGAACCACCAGAACCUGUUGGACUCUAUGGAGCAGUACGUCAAAGGAGACCUUCUGGAGGGAGCCAAUGCAUACCACUGUGAGAAGUGCAACAAGAAGGUUAGACACAACUCACUUUGGCCUAAUUAGUCAGGGAAGUGAAGUGAAUGUCUGUUGUCAGAACUCUGUUCAGGAGCCGGAGAUGGCUCUAACUGGGGUAGUCCUGCUCUGUUUGAUCGUUUAACUGUGGUUGGUCUACUGUGGUUGGUCUACUGUAUAGUCUAUUUCUGAACCACUCCAAACAAUAUAUUCUAAUCAGAUCUUGCAAUUGAAAUAGACCAAUAGCCCUUUUUCCAACCAGCUACAGCGCAUUCGGAAAGUAUUCAGACCCCUUGACUUUUCCACAUUUUGUUACGUUACAGCCUUAUUCUAAAAUUGAUUAAAUUGUUUAUUCCCUCAUCAAUCUACACACAAUACCCCCAUAAUGACAAAGCGAAAACAGUUUUUUUGUGUGCAAAUUUAUUUAAAAUAAAAAAACUGAUAUUACAUUUACAUAAGUAUUCAGACCCUUUACUUAUUACUUUGUUGAAGCACCUUUGGCAACGAUUACAGCCUCGAGUCUUCUUGGGUAUGACGCUACAGGCUUGGCACACCUGUAUUUGGGGAGUUUCUCCCAUUCUUCUCUGCAGAUCCUCUCAAGCUCUGUCAGGUUGGAUGGGGAGUGUCGCUGCACAGCUAUUUUCAGGUCUCUCCAGAGAUGUUUGAUCGGGUUCAAGUCCGGGCUCUGGCUGGGCCACUCAACGACAUUCAGAGACUUGUCCCGAAGCCACUCCUGCGUUGUCUUGGAUGUUGGAAGGUGAACCUUCGUCCCAGUCAGAGGUCCUGAGCGCUCUGGAGCAGGUUUUCAUCAAGGAUCUCUCUGUACUUUGCUCCGUUCAUCUUUCCUUUGAUCCUGACUAGUCUCCCAGUCCCUGCCGCUGAAAAACAUCCCCACAGCAUGAUGCUGCCACCACUAUGCUUCACCGUAGGGAUGGUAUCAGGUUUCCUCCAGACGUGACACUUGGCAUUCAGGCCAAAGAGUUCAAUCUUGGUUUCAUCAGACCAGAGUAUCUUGUUUCUCAUGGUCAGAGAGUCCUUUAGGUGCCUUUUGGCAAACUCCAAGCGGGCUGUCAUGUGCCUUUUACUGAGGAGUGGCUUCCGUCUGGCCACUCUACCAUAAAGGCCUGAUUGGUGGAGUGCUGCAGAGAUGGUUGUCAUUCUGGAAGGUUCUCCCAUCUCCACAGAGGAACUCUGGAGCUCUGUCAGUGACCAUCGGGUUCUUGGUCACCUCCCUGACCAAGGCCCUUCUCCUCCAAUUGCUCAGUUUGGCCGGGCGGCCAGCUCUAGGAAGAGUCUUGGGUAUUCCAAACUUCUUCCAUUUAAGAAUGAUGGAGGCCACUGUGUUUUUAGGGACCAUCAAUGCUGCAGACAUUUUUUGGUACCCUUCCCCAGAUCUGUGCUUCUACACAAUCCUGUCUCUGAGCUCUACGGACAAUUCCUUCGACCUCAUGGCUUGCUUUUUGCUCUGACAUGCACUGUCAACUGUGGGUCAAUUGAAUUUACCACAGGUGGACUCCAAUCAUGUUGUAGAAACAGCUCAAGGAUGAUCAAUGGAAACAGGAUGCACCUGAGCUCAAUUUUGAGUCUCAUAGCAAAGGGUCUGAAUACUUAUGUAAAUAAGAUAUUUCUGUUUUUUAUUUUUAAUACAUUUGCAGAAAUGUCUAAAAACCUGUUUUCGCUUUGUCAUUAUGGGGUAUUGUGUGUAGAUUUAAAAUGAUAUAUUUAAGGCUGUAACGUAACAAAAUGUGGAAAAGGUCAAGGGGUCUGAAUACUUUAGAAAUGCGCUGUACUUUCCUGUAGGAUUUCCUGGGUUGGAGCAAAAGCCUGCAUGCCCUGUAGCUCCCCAGGAGGAGGGUUAACUUAGGGAGCAGUAACAGGUUGCUCCUCUUUCCCUCCUCCCUCCAGGUGGACACAGUGAAACGUCUGCUGAUCAAGAAGCUUCCUCCAGUGCUUGCCAUCCAGCUGAAGAGGUUUGACUACGACUGGGAAAGGGAGUGUGCCAUUAAGUUCAACGACUACUUUGAGUUCCCCAGGGAGCUGGACAUGGAGCCCUACACAGUAGCCGGGGUGGCCAAGCUGGAGGGGGACGACGUCAACCCAGAGAACCAGGUUAGGGAUGGCAUGAUGUAGAGAAAGAUUAUUACAUUAUUGGGUGUAGAAAUACGGAAGAAAUGUCCAUAUUUUCAUGUGUUCAUAAUGACGUAGUGGUCAUUAUCAUUUGAAAUAUUUGAUGUGAUUCAGAUGGGACCACAUUUAAAUGGAUGGGACCACAUUUAAACUGUCCCUUUUAAAUUAACCAAUUGUGGUUCACUUGAACAUCAAUUAUAGCGAUAAUUGCAGAUAUGGCGAUACACUGAAUUAUCGCGAGACUAAACCGAUCAUCCAUAUGGGUGUCCUGCCACCAGGUGAUCCAGCAGAACGAGCCCUCUGAUCCAGAGCCCCCGGGCAGCUCCAAGUACCGUCUGGUGGGGGUGCUGGUCCACUCAGGCCAGGCCAGCGGCGGACACUACUACUCCUACAUCACGCAGAGGAACGUGGGCGGGGCCGACGGCGAGCGUAACCGCUGGUACAAGUUUGACGACGGCGACGUGACAGAGUGCAAGAUGGACGACGAGGAGGAGAUGAAGAACCAGUGCUUCGGAGGGGAGUACAUGGGCGAGGUGUUUGACCACAUGAUGAAGAGGAUGUCGUACCGGCGCCAGAAGCGCUGGUGGAACGCCUACAUCCUCUUCUACGAGCGCAUGGACUCACUGGACAAGGACAGCGAGCUGAUCAAGUACAUCCAGGAGCUGACCAUCUCGUCCUCGUCCAACAACAAGCCGUCGCACCAGGUCAAGAUGCCCAAUGUGAUCGAGUGCAGCGUGCGCAAGCAGAACGUGCAGUUCAUGCACAACCGUAUGCAAUACAGCCUGGAGUAUUUCCAGUUUGUUAAGAAACUUCUGACCUGUAACAGUGUCUAUUUAAACCCUCCGCUAGGUACGUGGAACACACACACACACACACACACACACACACACACACAGGCUUCAAUAUACCUUCUUUUGAGUUCUAGAGCUAUUUUCAAGGCAGGUGUUGUUGAUGCUACACAGAGGUCUGUUUGUCUCCUUUGUUCCCUCUUGUUCUGGCCCUUGCUAUUCAUGGCUCUACGCUGACAUUUUUUUCACUGUAGAGCCCUUCUAUUGUGGUCAACCCAAGAAGAGAUUGCUUUCACUGUGAUCUGCUUUUGUCAUUUGUCCACUGUGAAUGGCCCAGCCUCACUCCUUAGUAUAGCUAGCUCUCAGCCCUGUUGCAGUAGCCCAAGUAGUGCCAUAACAAGGCUUUUUAUCACUGUAAUAGCGAUAGACUUUUGCCAUGCUUUAAUAGCUGAUAUUUUCAUUCCUUUCAAUAUUUAAUAAGAUAAAACAUUAUCUUACCACUAUUAAUACAGUAUUUGAGAUGCAUACAGUUUCACCCCUCCCUUGGAGAGUUGCAUAGAGAGGGAAAGUAUAUGAUGGCAGAGCUGAACAUUACAUUUGCUAACGGUAAACUGCAGCAAUUUCCUGACUUGUGAAGUUAAUAUGAGCCAAUGCAUUAUUAAUGCAGUCAGCCAGCCAGGCCAGGCCACAGUAUACUGCUGUCUGUCUGUCUGUCUGCACGGCAGGCACAGGGAAAUGAACUGACCACUGCAGGGUUAGCCAUCAGUGUAAAAGCACUUGGUUGGGAUUAAAUGCUUCAGCUCAUCAAUAAUGUAUGUAUGUGUAUGGGAUGGGGGGGGGGGGGGGCAACUCUUAUCGUUAAUGUCUCCAAUUUCAGCCUUUCAUUUAGGAGUAAGCAGCAGAUGAGAUCAUAGGACUCUGUUUAAACAGUGAGAUUCUGGUAUUGUGCUCCGGUGACUGACUCACGCAUUAACUCUGAAAUUGAAACUCCCUGUGUGGGGAAUAGGCUAGUCGCGCUCGAGUUUUCUUCAAUACCUUCAUAAUCCUUCACUCAUUUGCAUCCAGAGAGGAAACAUUCAUUUUCUUUUCUUUUUUUAUGACCAAGGUUUUUAUUUAAAUGUUCCAGUAGGAAGUUUGACGUUAAGUUGUGACUGAAGUCUGAACCAAUGUUUAUGUUGUGUGGUUGUAUCAGGACAAGACCAUCUACUGCCCGAGGCAGAGGAGAUAGCUAUGAUUAGUGUUCAGCUGGCUGCUAGGUUCCUCUUCAGCACUGGGUUCCACACCAAGAAAGUAGUGAGGGGGCCCGCCAGUGACUGGUGAGUUCUGUCGGUCUGUCUGACCUUUCAACCUUGACCUGUGCUCAUAUAUUGAGCGGAGUUAAUCAUCUUUCUGUUUUCUUAUUCUCUUUGUCUUCCUCCUCUCUCACAACUGUCUGUGCAUCUAUCCCUGUCUCCUCAGUCUCUCACUCUCUCUCCACUCUCCCUUGCCUCAUUCUCUCUCCAUCUGAAUCACCCCUCUUUCUCUAUCCAUUGAUGCAUCCCUCUUUCCCCUCUCCCCCUGUCUCUAACCACCGGUGUAUCUCUGUUUCUUUCUCCAUCUCCAGGUAUGAUGCGCUGUGCGUCCUGCUGAGACACAGUAAGAAUGUACGCUACUGGUUUGCACACAACAUCCUGUUUGCCUACGCCAACCGCUUCUCUGAGUACCUGCUGGAGUGCCCCAGCGCUGAGGUCAGGGGCGCGUUCGCCAAACUCAUCGUCUUCAUUGCACACUUCUCCCUUCAAGACGGACCCUGCCCCUCCCCCACCGCCUCCUCCGCCGGAGCCUCCACCCAACCACAGGUGAAUGACUGGUUGUCCUGGUCCUAAAAGACAAACUGGUGAAUGGCUGGUUAUCCUGAUCCUAAAACACAAACUGCCUAUCAGGCGGGGUGUUCAGUAUGCAUGAAACAGGAGAAAUGUUGUGAAACUGAGCAGUUACUACCUGGAAUUGUCAAAUAAUACAUUUGUCUCAUUUUCGGCUUCUGUUUUCAAAUGUUUCCCCUGUGUCGUGCAUACUGGGCAUGGCCCAUACAAAGCACUUUUACUCUGGUCUUAUGGAGUAUGUGUUAAACUUCUCUCUCUCUCUCUCUUUCGCUCUCCAUUUUCCCCUCUCUCUGUCAGGCGUGUGAUAACCUGAGUCUCAGUGACCACCUGUUGAGGGCUGUGUUGAACCUCCUCAGGCGAGAGGUGUCAGAGCACGGCCGACACCUGCAGCAGUACUUCAACCUCUUCGUCAUGUACGCCAACCUGGGUAAGGAACACGCACACAUCCUGUCAUGCACACCUGCUCUGACAACUCCUUGAUUGAUGGGGAGAGUGAAUGGCUCACUGGCAAUUCAUUCCACUUUAGUGGACAGCAAUGGACAGACAUAUUUCUCUUCUUGCCUCACUUUCUCCUUCUCGCCCACCCCCUCCCUCCCUCUCCCUCUCCCUCUCCCUCUCCCUCUCCCUCUCGCUCUCGCUCUCUCCCAACCUCCCUCCCUCUCUCUCUCUCCCCCGCCCUCCCUCUCUCUCUCUCCCCGCCCUCCCUCUCUCUCUCACCCUCCCUCCCACCCCUCUCACCCUCCCUCUCACCCUCCCUCCCGCCCCUCUCUCUCUCACCCUCCCUCCCGCCCCUCUCUCCCUCCCGCCCCUCUCUCUCUCCCACCCCUCUCUCUCUCCCGCCCUCCCUCUCUCUCCUCUCUCUCUCUCUCUCUCCCUCCCUCCCUACCCCUCUCUCUCCCUCCCUCCCCUCCCUCUCUCUCUCACCCUCCCUCCCGCCCCUCUCUCUCACCUCACUCCCUCCGCCCCUCUCUCUCACCCUCACUCCCCGCCCCUCUCCUCUCACCCUCCCUCCCCCCUCUCACUCCCUCCCUCUCCCCUCCCCUCACCCGCCCCUCUCUCUCUCUCCCCCCGCCCCCCCUCUCUCUCUCCCGCCCCCCUCCCCGCCCUCCCCUCUCUCUCCCCCCGCCUCCACUCUCUCCCCUCUCUCUCCAUCCUCUCGCCUCUCCUCUCUCUCUCUCUCUCCGUCCCUCCCUCUCCCUCAAUCGCCUCCUCCCUCCCCCCCUCUCACCCUCCCUCCCCCCCCUCUCCCCUCCCCCUCCCCCCCUCUCUCCCCUCCCCCCUCCCCCCCUUCCCUCUCUCUCACCCUCCUCCCUCCCCUCUCUCUCCCCUCCCUCCCUCCCCUCUCUCUCACCCUCCCUCCCUCCCCUCUCUCUCACCCUCCCCUCUCUCUCACCCUCCCUCCCGCCCCUCUCUCUCCCCACCCUCCCUCCCCUCUCUCCCACCCUCCCUCCCUCUCCCACCCUCCCUCCCGCCCCUCUCUCCCACCCUCCCUCUCUUCUCCAGGGCUGGCAGAGAAGACUCAGUUGUUGAAGCUGAGUGUCCCAGCUACCUUCAUGCUGGUGGCUCUAGACGAAGGACCCGGUCCUCCCAUAAAGUACCAGUAUGCUGAGCUGGGCAAGCUCUACACCGUGGUCUCCCAGCUGGUGCGCUGCUGUGACGUGGCCGCACGCAUGCAGUCGUCCAUCAACGGUGCGUUCACACAGAGGUCAGGGGUGGUGACCUCUGGUUCUCAGGGUUAACGGACGAAGACGAACCAGUAUCAGCUGGGUUGUAUUCAUUAGCCUUUUCUCAAUUGGAUACUCCUCUCUCCUAUCCAAUUGAGAAAAGGCCCUCAUCUCUUUCUCUCGGUCUCUUUGUCUCUCCCUCUUUUCUCUCUCUCUCUCUUAUCCAGGUAACCCCCCUCUCCCUAACCCGUACGGCGAUGCCAACCAGACCACCCCGGUGAUGCCUGUGCAGCAGCUGGUGGGAGAGAUCCUGUUUGUUAGGACCAGCUAUGUGAAGAAGAUCAUCGAGGACUGCAGCAACUCGGAGGAGACGGUCAAGCUGCUACGCUUCAGCUGCUGGGAAAACCCCCAGUUCUCCUCUACUGUACUGUCAGAGCUGCUCUGGCAGGUAAGGAUUAAAACUGGUGAAUCGCACACAGAUGGACACACAAACACACACACCAUUAUUUGCUCACACACACAUAAUAUGCACAUACAUUUAUACUGACUCUACACACACCCACUCACAUACAAUCAUCAUAUAUGCUGCUGCUACUCUGUUUAUCAUAUGUCCUGAUGCCUAGUCAUCUUACCUCUAUACAUAUCUACCUCAAAUCGAUCCAGUAUCCCUGCACAUUGUAAAUAUGGUACUCCAACUGACUGACCCUGUGUAUAUACACUGAACAAAAAUAUAAACACAACAUGUAAAGUGUUGGUCUCAUGUUUCUUGAGCUGAAAUAAAAGAUCACCGAAAUUUUCCAUAUGCGCAGAAAGCUUAUUUCUCUCAUAUUUUGUGCACAAAUCUGUUGACAUCCCUGUUAGUGAGCAUUUCUCUUUUGCCAAGAUAAUCCAUCCACCUGACAAGUGUUGCAUAUCAAGAAGCUGGGGACAAUAAAAGGCCACUCUAAAAUGUGCAGUUUUGUCACACAACACAAUGCCACAGAUGUCUCAUGUUUUGAGGGAGUGUGCAAUUGGCAUGCUGACUGCAGGAAUGUCCACCAGAGCUGUUGCUAGAUAAUUGAAUGUUCGUUUCUCUACCAUAAGCCACUUCCAACGUCGUUUUAGACAAUGUGGCAGUAUCUCCAGCCGGCCUCACAAUUGCAGACCACGUGUAACCACGCCAGCCCAGGACCUUCACAUCCUGCUUCUUCACCUGCGGGGUUGUCCAAGACCAGCCACCUGGACAGCUGAUGAAACUGAAUAAUUUCCCACUGUCGUGCCAUUCAUCCGCCACCAUCACCUCAUGUUUCAGCAUGAUAAUGCAAUGUCGCCAAGGAUCUGUACACAAUUCCUGGAUGCAAAAAAUCUCCCAGUUUUUCCAUGGCCUGCAUACUCACCAGACAUGUCACCCAUUGAGCAUGUUUGGGAUGCUCUGGAUCGACGUGUACGACAGCGUGUUCCAGUUCCUGCCAAUAUCCAGCAACUUGAAGGAGUGGGACAAUCAACAUCCUGAUCACCUCUAUGCAAAGGUGAUGUUGCGCUGCAUGAGGCAAAUGGUGGUCACACCAGAUACUGACUGAUCCACGCCCCUACCUUUUUCUUAAAGUUAUCUGUGACCAACAGCUGCAUAUCUAUAUUCCCAGUCAUGUGAAAUCCAUAGAUUAGGGCCUAAUGAAUUUAUUUCAAUUGACUGAUUUCCUUACAUGAACUGUAGCUCAGUAAAACCUUUGAAAUGAUUGCAUUUAUAUUUUUGUUCAGUGUAUUAUGCUUACUUACUCGUGUUAUUUUUAUUACUCAUAUGUUUUUGUUCUUCCUUAUAUUUGUUGUAUUACAUUGUUAUUGAUUACUGCAUUGUUGGGUUUGGAGCUUGCAAGAAAGGCAUUUAACUGUACUUGUGCACAUUACAUUAAAACUUGAAACACACACUAGACAGGUGUUUUAUACAGUUGAAGUCGGAAGUUUACAUACACCUUAGCCAAAUACAUUUAAACUCAGUUUUUCACAAUUCCUGACAUUUAAUCCUAGUAAAAAUUCCCUGUCUUAGGUCAGUUAGGAUCAACACUGAAAUUUCAGAAUAAUAGUAGAGCUUUUAUUUAUUUCAUCACAUUCCCAGUGGGUCAGAAGUUUACAUACACUCAAUUAGUAUUUGGUAGCAUUGCCUUUAAAUUGUUUAACUUGGGUCAAACAUUUCGGGUAGCCUUCCACAAGCUUCCCACAAUAAGUUGGGUGAAUUUUGGUCCAUUCCUCCUGACAGAGCUGGUGUAACUGAGUCACGUUUGUAGGCCUCCUUGCUUGCACACGCUUUUUCAGUUUUGCCCACAAAUGUUCUAUAGGAUUGAGGUCAGGGCUUUGUGAUGGCCACUCCAAUACCUUGACUUUGUUGUCCUUAAACCAUUUUGCCACAACUUUGGAAGUAUGCUUGAGGUCAUUGUCCAUUUGGAAGACCCAUUUGCGACCAACUUCCUGACUGAUGUCUUGAGAUGUUGUUUCAAUAUAUCCACAUAAUUUUCCUUCCUGAUAAUGCCAUCUAUUUUGUGAAGUGCACCAGUCCCUCCUGCAGCAAAUCACCCCACAGCAUGAUGCUGCCACCCCAGUGCUUCACGGUUGGGAUGGUGUUCUUCGGCUUGCAAGCGGUCCCCUUUUUCCUCCAAACAUAACGAUGGUCAUUAUGGCCAAACAGUUCUAUUUUUGUUUCAUCAGACCAAAGGACAUUUCUCCAAAAAGUACGAUCUUUGUCCCCAUGUGCAGUUGCAAACCGUAGUCAGACUUUUUUAAGGCGGUUUUGGAGCAGUGGCUUCUUCCUUGCUGAGCGGCCUUUCAGGUUAUGUUUUUAAAGGACUUGUUUUACUGUGGAUAUAGAUACUUUUGUACCUGUUUCCUCCAGCAUCUUCACAAGGUCCUUUGCUGUUGUUCUGAGAUUGAUUUGCACUUUUCGCACCAAAGUAUGUUCAUCUCUAGGAGACAGAACGCGUCUCCUUCCUGAGCGGCAUGACGGCUGCGUGGUCCCAUGGUGUUUAUAGUUGCGUACUAUUGUUUGUACAGAUUAACGUGGUACCUUCAGGCAUUUGGAAAUUGCUCCCAAGGAUGAACCAGACUUGUGGAGGUCUGAAAAACAAUUUCUGAGGUCUUUGUGAUUUCUUUUGAUUUUCCCAAGAAGUCAAGCAAAGAGACACUGAGUUUGAAGGUAGGCCUUGAAAUACAUCCACAAGUACACCUCCAAUUGACUCAAAUUAUGUCAAUUAGCCUAUCAGAAGCUUCUAAAGCCAUGUCAUCAUUUUCUGGAAUUUUCCAAGCUGUUUAAAGGCGCAGUCAACUUAGUGUAUGUAAACUUCUGACCCACUGGAAUUGUGAUACAGUGAAUUAUAAGUGAAAUAAUCUGUCUGUAAACAAUUUUUGGAAAAAUUACUUGUGUCCUAACUGACUUGCCAAAACUAUAGUUUGUUAACAAGAAAUUUGUGGAGUGGUUGAAAAAUGAGUUUGAAUGACUCCAACCUAAGUGUAUGUAAACUUCCGACUUCAACUGUAUGUGUAUAUACAGUGGGGAGAACAAGUAUUUGAUACACUGCCGAUUUUGCAGGUUUUCCUACUUACAAAGCAUGUAGAGGUCUGUAAUUUUUAUCAUAGGUACACUUCAACUGUGAGAGACGGAAUCUAAAACAAAAAUCCAGAAAAUCACAUUGUAUGAUUUUUAAGUAAUUAAUUUGCAUUUUAUUGCAUGGCAUAAGUAUUUGAUCACCUACCAACCAGUAAGAAUUCCGGCUCUCACAGACCUGUUAGUUUUUCUUUAAAAGCCCUCCUGUUCUCCACUCAUUACCUGUAACUGCACCUGUUUGAACUCGUUACCUGUAUAAAAGACACCUGUCCACACACUCAAUCAAACAGACUCCAACCUCUCCACAAUGGCCAAGACCAGAGAGCUGUGUAAGGACAUCGGGGAUAAAAUUGUAGACCUGCACAAGGCUGGGAUGGACUACAGGACAAUAGGCAAGCAGCUUGGUGAGAAGGCAACAACUGUUGGCGCAAUUAUUAGAAAAUGGAAGAAGUUCAAGAUGACGGUCAAUCACCCUCGGUCUGGGGCUCCAUGCAAGAUCUCACCUCGUGGGGCAUCAAUGAUUAUGAGGAAGGUGAGGGAUCAGCCCAGAACUACACGGCAGGACCUGGUCAAUGACCUGAAGAGAGCUGGGACCACAAUCUCAAAGAAAACCAUUAGUAACACACUACGCCGUCAUGGAUUAAAAUCCUGCAGCGCACGCAAGGUCCCCCUGCUCAAGCCAGCGCAUGUCCAGGCCCGUCUGAAGUUUGCCAAUGACCAUCUGGAUGAUCCAGAGGAGGAAUGGGAGAAGGUCAUGUGGUCUGAUGAGACAAAAAUAGAGCUUUUUGGUCUAAACUCCACUCGCCGUGUUUGGAGGAAGAAGAAGGAUGAGUACAACCCCAAGAACACCAUCCCAACCGUGAAGCAUGGAGGUGGAAACAUCAUUCUUUGGGGAUGCUUUUCUGCAAAGGGGACAGGACGACUGCACCGUAUUGAGGGGAGGAUGGAUGGGGCCAUGUAUCGCGAGAUCUUGGCCAACAACCUCCUUCCCUCAGUAAGAGCAUUGAAGAUGGGUUGUGGCUGGGUCUUCCAGCAUGACAACGACCCGAAACACACAGCCAGGGCAACUAAGGAGUGGCUCCGUAAGAAGCAUCUCAAGGUCCUGGAGUGGCCUAGCCAGUCUCCAGACCUGAACCCAAUAGAAAAUCUUUGGAGGGAGCUGAAAGUCCGUAUUGCCCAGCGACAGCCCUGAAACCUGAAGGAUCUGGAGAAGGUCUGUAUGGAGGAGUGGGCCAAAAUCCCUGCUGCAGUGUGUGCAAACCUGGUCAAGACCUACAGGAAACGUAUGAUCUCUGUAAAUGCAAACAAAGGUUUCUGUACCAAUUAUUAAGUUCUGCUUUUCUGAUGUAUCAAAUACUUAUGUCAUGCAAUAAAAUGCAAAUUAAUUACUUAAAAAUCAUACAAUGUGAUUUUCUGGAUUUUAGAUUCCGUCUCUCACAGUUGAAGUGUACCUAUGAUACAAAUUACAGACCUCUACAUGCUUUGUAAGUAGGAAAACCUGCAAAAUCGGCAGUGUAUCAAAUACUUGUUCUCCCCACUGUAUAUAUAUAUAUAUAUAAAUAUAUAAAUAAACCCCCAGUAAUCUUCAACAUACUCAAAUCAGAUUUGUAUUGGUCACAUACACGUGUUUAGCAGAUGUUAUUGCGGGUGUAGCGAAAUGCUUGUGGAAAUAAUACAUUAAAAAAACAAAAUACUGCAAAGUUUCCUAAGAGCUAGAAGCAAGGCAGCCAUUUUAACUCAAUUGAGUUGCUCUGACAGGUAAUAACAACCUCAGGCCCCAUAUACCCCAGUGUGCAGCCAACACUAUUAGAAAACUAGAUCUCAGAAGCCCUUGGUCUCGUCCUCUAACUCCCAAGUGGUGUUUUUCAUAUGUCUGUGUUAGAUCUUAUUGAUAGUGUGUGUUUUGUUAUCCCCCAGGUGGCGUACUCCUACACCUACGAGCUGAGGCCUUACCUGGACCUGCUGCUGCAAAUCCUGCUCAUCGAGGAUUCCUGGCAGACACACAGGUACGUCAUACUCAGGAGACAGACUCCUGGCAGACACACGGGUACGUCAUACUCAGGAGACAGACUCCUGGCAGACACACGGGUACGUCAUACUCAGGAGACAGACUCCUGGCAGACACACGGGUACGUCAUACUCAGGAGACAGACUCCUGGCAGACACACGGGUACGUCAUACUCAGGAGACAGACUCCUGGCAGACACACGGGUACGUCAUACUCAGGAGACAGACUCCUGGCAGACACACGGGUACGUCAUACUCAGGAGACAAACUCCUGGCAGACACACGGGUACGUCAUACUCAGGAGACAGACUCCUGGCAGACACACGGGUACGUCAUACUCAGGAGACAGACUCCUGGCAGACACACGGGUACGUCAUACUCAGGAGACAGACUCCUGGCAGACACACGGGGACAUUAUCAUGUCUUUGCUCCUCACUUUGGUCUGGGAAAGGUCACACAGUGGACGCAGGGUUUUGUCCCAAUCUAGUGCCAACACAUCUGAUUCGACUCAUCAGACUGCUUCAGGUCUCUUAGUGCUGGGCUGGGACAAAACCCUGCACACACUGUGGCCCUCUAGGACUAGGAAUGGCCGGUUUCCCUGGUUGGUGUUUCCUCUCUGGCUUAUUUUUUCUGUGUUGUUGUGAGCCAACCUCAUCCCUGUUAUAUCUGAUGUGUAACUGACCUCCCUCUCUCCCUGUCUGUCUGCGUAGGAUCCACAACGUGCUGAAGGGUAUACCAGACGACAGGGACGGCCUGUUUGACACCAUCCAGCGCUCCAAGAACCACUACCAGAAACGGGCCUACCAGUGUAUCAAGUGCAUGGUGGCCCUCUUCAGCAGCUGCUCUGUGGCAUACCAGAUACUACAGGUAAACCAGUGACGACACUAUGCACUAGACCACAUGUCAAACUCAAGUCCGAUCCGACCCAAGAGACGAUUAAAUCUGGCCCGCAGGUGGUUUGAGUAAACAUGUUUUUGAAAAAAUGAAAUCCACAUUUCAGGAUUCAUAAUUGCAAUGCAAGGAAAAAGUCAUUCAUAAGCACUCUUACUAAUGGUGUGUGUCUCUCUCUCUGUAGAGUAACGGGGACCUGAAGCGUAAGUGGACGUGGGCGGUGGAGUGGCUGGGGGAUGAGCUGGAGAGGAGGCCCUACACAGGGAACCCCCAGUACACCUACAACAACUGGUCUCCCCCCGUCCAGAGCAACGAGACCUCCAACGGGUACUUCCUGGAGCGCUCGCACUCUGCACGCAUGACCCUGGCCAAGGCCUGCGAACUCUGCCCCGAGGAGGUAACACUCGCACCAAAUGAUGCGCACACACACACGCACUAUACAACACACAUGCAUACAACCCAAAGGUAAUACACUAAUAUCUAACAUGGAUGCGUGACUGAAAUGGUAGUAGUGAAAGGUCAGUAUUGAUAGUCUCAGAGAAUGUCUUUUGGGAAGGAUGCACCAUUUCAAUAUUGGUGGUUUUUACCUACAGAGUCAAAGUAAUGUGGAAACAAGGAGCUUGCCUGUAAUACUAGUUUUAAUGAAUUUGUUAAACAGAGUAGUGUUGGUUAUAUUGAAUCUCAUGCAGCAAUACAUAAACUAUACUAUUUUCUUCCUCGUGAUGUGGGGUUAACAUGUUGAUGAUAACCAUCUGGUCUUCCACUCUUCUCGUGUUUCAAGUUCUUCAAGUGUUAGGUGUUGUAGUUGUACUAUCAAAUAUACUGGAACUGAAUGCUUUUAAAGCUCAAGUUGAGAGUUCCAAGCUAACACUAAGGUUCUUUUAGAAAGCCGUUAUCUGCUGGAAUAUGAUUUCUUAGUUAUUUUUGGAAUCUUCAGAAUUUGUGCGUGUUUUUACUGUAGGUAGGGCUUUUUGAGUUUUUGAAAAUGUUAAUUUCCAGUUUACACACCCCAUGGUGUAUACACAUUUUAAGCUAACAUGUUGAUACGUAUUAUAUAUUACUUUUUCCUAUUAAUUCCCUUAUUUGUGUUAGUCUCCUUUGCUGAAGCUCAGUGUACAUUACAAUGUUUAGCCGUAUUAAUCCUUACCAUAAAUGGCGAUAUGAUAGAAAUUAUAUAUGCUAACGUUACUUAAAAGAAAAAAAAUCCACCUUAAAGCAUAGUUUAUUGACACUUGUAUAUAUUAUGCAAUGAUAUCAAUUAUGCCAUUUCAAACUAGUGUCACUUAACGAAGCCCGGUGAGGCCGAGUCUGAAGACGACGCUGCCGUGCGGAAAUCAUCCUCGCCACAGCAGCUUUUGCCAGGGGAAGGGACAGGACCUCAGCAACACACUGUAAGCCCUCACAAGCCCCUGGCAACCUCUGCCACAAGCCCCUGGCAACCUCCUCCUCCAGUCUGUCCCCUCUCUAGGUGUUCUAUACAGGGCUAUGUUAGUGGUGUCUGUCCUCUCUAGGUGUUCCAUACAGGGCUAUGUUAGUGGUGUCUGUCCUCUCUAGGUGUUCCAUACAGGGCUAUGUUAGUGGUGUCUGUCCCCUCUCUAGGUGUUCUAUACAGGGCUAUGUUAGUGGUGUCUGUCCUCUCUAGGUGUCUAUACAGGGCUAUGUUAGUGGUGUCUGUCCUCUCUAGGUGUCUAUACAGGGCUAUGUUAGUGGUGUCUGUCCUCUCUAGGUGUCUAUACAGGGCUAUGUUAGUGGUGUCUGUCCUCUCUAGGUGUUCCAUACAGGGCUAUGUUAGUGGUGUCUGUCCUCUCUAGGUGUUCCAUACAGGGCUAUGUUAGUGGUGUCUGUCCUCUCUAGGUGUUCCAUACAGGGCUAUGUUAGUGGUGUCUGUCCUCUCUAGGUGUUCCAUACAGGGCUAUGUUAGUGGUGUCUGUCCUCUCUCUAGGUGUUCCAUACAGGGCUAUGUUAGUGGUGUCUGUCCUCUCUAGGUGUUCCAUACAGGGCUAUGUUAGUGGUGUCUGUCCUCUCUAGGUGUUCCAUACAGGGCUAUGUUAGUGGUGUCUGUCCUCUCUAGGUGUUCCAUACAGGGCUAUGUUAGUGGUGUCUGUCCUCUCUAGGUGUUCCAUACAGGGCUAUGUUAGUGGUGUCUGUCCUCUCUAGGUGUCUAUACAGGGCUAUGUUAGUGGUGUCUGUCCUCUCUAGGUGUUCCAUACAGGGCUAUGUUAGUGGUGUCUGUCCUCUAGGUGUUCCAUACAGGGCUAUGUUAGUGGUGUCUGUCCUCUCUAGGUGUUCCAUACAGGGCUAUGUUAGUGGUGUAUGUCCUCUCUAGGUGUCUAUACAGGGCUAUGUUAGUGGUGUCUGUCCUCUCUAGGUGUCUAUACAGGGCUAUGUUAGUGGUGUCUGUCCUCUCUAGGUGUUCCAUACAUGGCUAUGUUAGUGGUGUCUGUCCUCUCUAGGUGUCUAUACAGGGCUAUGUUAGUGGUGUCUGUCCUCUCUAGGUGUUCCAUACAGGGCUAUGUUAGUGGUGUCUGUCCUCUCUAGGUGUUCCAUACAGGGCUAUGUUAGUGGUGUCUGUCCUCUCUCUAGGUGUUCCAUACAGGGCUAUGUUAGUGGUGUCUGUCCUCUCUAGGUGUUCCAUACAGGGCUAUGUUAGUGCUGUCUGUCCUCUCUAGGUGUUCCAUACAGGGCUAUGUUAGUGGUGUCUGUCCACUAGCACAGUGACACUGUGAGAAUAGCCUGGGCAGUAGGACCAACACAGACAGACAGUCUGGAGCAUAGGAGCUGGACAAUAACAGAUAGCAGUGACAAGCUGGUCAGAUAUCCGUCCGCUCGGCUGUUUUGCGUGCUGCUCACAACAGUGAUUUUGUGAUGAAAGUUGGUGAUAGUGCAAAUGUUUUGACCGUCAUGGUCUUUGGGAAACCUAUAGCCCAUUCUCAGUAUCCAGUGACUGACAAAGCAGCCAACUCCAGGUUCCUAAUAGGCAGGAGAGAUAGAGCUGAGGGCAUCCUAGUAUAGAGAAUUAAAGAUCCCUAUGAUUAUCCAUAAUAUAGAGCCAACCCCACCUAAAUCCAACAUGUCAAUUGUAACGUUGAACCAUCGCCAAACAUUACAAUAAAAAUCAAACUGUGAGCCGCAAACAUUUCCUCUUUACAGUCCAGUAGCAGUGUCCCACUGGUUACCUAAAGCAACACGGAAUUCCUGGCUUCCCUUUAGUUCAGUUGGUCCUCCAUCUUUAAUGUAACACUGUUUAUCCAAUCAAGCUGUUUGUUCCACCUCCCCAAAGCAAACUAAAACUCUUGGCCAUGGCUAUAGUGGAUGAUGAAGUGCUAGCCUAGGGUUGGAUUUGUAGUGUACUUAUUGGAAUGUGUUCAAGUGAUGAUAAAUUAAAAUAAAUUGGUCAUUUAGCAGACGCUCUUAUCCAGAGCGACUUACAGGAGCAAUUAGGGUUAAGUGCCUUGCUUAAGGGCACAUCGACAGGUUUUUCACCUAGUCGGCUCGGGGAUUAGAACCAGCGACCUUUCGGUUACUGGCACAACGCUCUUAACCACUAAGCUACCUGCCGCCCCUAUGAUGUUGUUCUGUUGAGACUAGGUCGGUACAUAGGGGAAACCUGUGGUUUGUGUGUCAGCCAUUUAAAUUGCAUGUGUUCAUAUUGUUUCUAGUCAACAGGACUAGUUCACAUCUUAUUAUUGAUCGUUUCAAUCAGAAACAUCACCUUGAAUAGUUAAUUGUAACUACCCGUAAAACCAAUUUUAUAACUAUCUGGAGAGAAAGAAGGGCUAGAUGCCUUAGGACCACAACGCUAAUUGACGACAGGCAGCACCUACUUUACCCACAGGUUAUUGUAGGUUUACGAUAGGCUUGUGUUAUCAUGAAUCUAGCCCCUCCACAGACUAACACACAGGCUGUUCUCUAGUUGGUCUGUUCAGAUGUUGUAAUGUGUUCUAGAUGUUGUCAGUCUGUCUUUAUGAGCAGACUGAAUCAUACAGACAAACGGCCAGUUGAUCUGAUUGGUCCCAGCACAAAGAUGCUAAGAUGGUAACGCUGGCAUAACCGCCACGGAACUCUCAUGGAUGGAACACACUGAAAGUAGAAAUCCCUCUGUUUUUCUCUGAACAGAGGAUCCAGUGCAUUUCCAUCUAGUGUUUUCCCCAGCAAAUUAACCCAUAUCAACAUUAUUUACAUUUUACAUUUUAGUCAUUUAGCAGACACUCUUAUCCAGAGUGACUUACAGUUAGUGAGUGCAUACAUGAUUUAUAUUUUAUUUUUCAUACUGGCCCCCCGUGGGAAUCGAACCCACAACCCUGGCGUUGCAAACGGCAUGCUCUACCAACUGAGCUACAUCCCUGCCGGCCAUUCCCUCCCCUACCCUGGACGACGCUGGGCCAAUUGUGCGCCGCCCCAUGGGUCUCCCGGUCGCGGCCGGCUACGACAGAGCCUCUAGUGGCACAGCCUUAGACCACUGCGCCACUCGGGAGAAAGUCUCUGGCCCCCGUCCCUUAGAUGUUACACUAUAUAUACAAAAGUAUGUGGACACCCCUUCAAAUUAGUGGAAUUGGCUAUUUCAGCCACACUCGUUACUGACAGGUGUAUAAAAUCGAGCACACAGCCAUGCAACCUUACUGAAGAGCUCAGUGACUUUCAACGACAUAGGAUGCCACCUUUCCAACAAGUCAGUUCGUCAAAUUUCUGCCCUGCCAGCGCUGCCCCGGUCAAUUGUAAGUGCUGUUAUUGUGAAGUGGAAACAUCUAGGAGCAACAACGGCUCAGCCGCAAAGUGGUAAGCCACACAAGCUCACAGAACUGGACCGCCGAGUGCUGAAGCGCGUAAAAAUCGUCUCUCCUUGGUUGCAACACUCACUACCGAGUUCCAAACUGCCUCUGGAAGCAACGUCAGCACAAUAACUGUUAGUCAGGAGGUUCAUGAAAUGGGUUUCCAUGGCAGAGCAGCCGCACACAAGCCUAAGAUCACCAUGCGCAAUGCCAAGCGUCGGCUGGAGUGGUGUAAAACUCGCCGCCAUUGGCUGGAGUGAUGAAUCACGCUUCACCAUCUGGCAGUCCGACGGACUAAUCUGGUUUUGGUGGAUGCCAGGCGAAUGCUACCUGCCCGAAUGGCUAGUGCCAACUGUAAAGUUUGGUGGAGGAGGACUAAUGGUCUGGGGUUGUUUUUCAUGGUUCGGGCUAGGCCCCUUAGUUCCAGUGAAGGGAACUCUUAACGCUACAGAAUACAAUUACAUUCUAGGCGAUUCUGUGUUUCCAACUUUGUGGCAACAGUUUGGGGAAGGCCCUUUCCUGUUUCAGCAUGACAAUGCCCCCGUGCAUAAAGCGAGGCCCAUACAGAAAUGCUUUGUCAAGAUCGGUGUGGAAGAAAUUGACUGGCCUGCACAGAGCCCUGACCUGUGCUGAACCUCAUCGAACUACUUUGGGAUUAAUUGGAACGUCGACUGCGAGCCAGGCCUAAUCGCCCAACAUCAGUGCCCGACCUCACUAAUGCUCUUGUGGCUGAAUGGAAGCAAGUCCCCGCAGCAAUGUUCCAACAUCUAGUGGAAAGCCUUCCCAGAAGAGUGGAGGCUGUUAUAGCAGCAAAGGGUGGACCAACUCCAUAUUAAUGCCCAUGAUUUUGGAAUGAGAUGUUCGAUGAGCAGGUGUCCACAUACUUUUGGUCAUGUAGUGUACAUGGAAACGUGAUCUCAUUAGAGCAUGUCUCCCACCACGCUGUGGAGAAUAACACCCACUCGCAUAAUAAAGUACAUUUUAGAUUUAUACCUCCCUCAGUUGAUAUUACAACAUCCAAAGCUGUCACACACUCCUACACAGCGUGUCACUCACUUCCUUCUCAUUCAGUUCAAAUAGGCAAAAAUAGGACAACGUUCCCAUCCAGUGCAAAGGCAUAUUCAUAUUAAGAGACUUUGGUCUGCUAUUGGGCCCAUAGGCUUGAGUUGUGUAUGAAUGUUAGGUUGAAAAAUGCAUUGGGAAUAAAAUGGUGCAAAUCUUUUGACUUCAUUUCCCAGGAGCCCGAUGACCAGGAAGCCUCUGAAGAUCAGGACACCUCCCCUCCAGAGGACACCUCCCUCUACCCACACUCAUCUCCUGGGACGACCACACAGUUUCAGCAGGUACACACACACGAUACUGUAGAGGCAGCGUUAUCCUGCAACUAUUUACUAUCCCUGGAAACGGAGGCUUCUAAACUAAUGAAGGACCUAAUACAGGUCAUGACAGACAUUUUGUCAGAAGUUCCAUAUUACAUCAGUAGUUUUACUAAAAACCUAAUUGUUUUCUCAUUCCUCCGCAGAACAACCACCCCCAGGGACAGCCAUACACAGGCCCCGCUGCCCAGCUCAUGAACAACCCCCAUCACCUUGGCCCUGCCCCUUCCUCUACCCCAGGCCCUGACCCCAGCACAGGCACAGGCCCAGGCCCAAGAGCACAAGAAAACUGGGAGAGCACUGAGGAGGUCCCGCCCGCCUCCACCACCCAGGCCCCUACCUCGCCUAAGGAGUAACACCAGCCCUCCCCUCUGCUGUGCCUCCAGCCUCCUGCUCUCUCUUUCCUCUCCCCUCCAGGUGACCGACCAAGCAACUGAUCGGGACACUCUCUCUCUGGGGUCUCCAGGGCAGGGCCAGGCUUCACAGCUCCUCUCCAGGCCCCCCUGAAUCUCUCCUGCUACUGUGCUGCCUGCCUGGGGGGUGGGCUCUCCCCGGGGGGGGCUCUCCCCUCGGUUCUUCUGCCCUGCAUACUGGAGCCUGGUUGCUGUCGACUGCAGAGGGGGAGUGGAUAGUGUUA
Coregonus sp. 'balchen' is the source of this 75709-nucleotide messenger RNA. The record is from the annotation of a GenBank genome assembly. NCBI's taxonomy places the organism in Eukaryota, Metazoa, Chordata, Actinopteri, Salmoniformes, Salmonidae.